Messenger RNA from Podarcis lilfordi (Lilford's wall lizard), 46796 nucleotides. The record is from the annotation of a GenBank genome assembly. NCBI's taxonomy places the organism in Eukaryota, Metazoa, Chordata, Lepidosauria, Squamata, Lacertidae.
AUGGUAUCUAAAGCCACUUGGAAAUCCCUGGCGAAUCAGUGGGGCCGUGUUCCCCCAGACCUUCUGCUAGAACAAGUUGCCCACCAGAGCAACCAAGUGAGUUCAGGCACCAAAACCAGCUUAAAGCUGACCAAAAGGUAUUCGCUAAUUGGUUUUGUCCAUUUGAUGUGGGGUCAUUGUUGAUGCAUUUGAGCACCUUGCCCAAAAAAGGAAUAUUGGGCAAUAAACUAAAUCAGAUGGAUAUAAUAUAUAUUUUUAUUCAACAAAGGGAUACUCCAUUGGGACCAGUAGGUAAACACAUAACUCUCCCUUCAAUGAGGUGUUUCCAUCUUUUUAACAUAAUCAACCCUUGCUUUUUAUUUUUAUUUUCCCUCCCUUCACCCUUAGAUCCCAGCACAGGUCACAACCAUUGAAAACAUAGCAUUGAAAACAGUUUAAAACAAUGGAACAGAGUCCUAAAACCUAGAAUUUGAAGGCAAUGAUUAGGAACCACUUUGGAUUCUGUUCCUUUGAGGUUCCUUUGCCUCUUUUGCUGUCACGGGACUAGUGGAGGGGAAAUGAAGGGCGGGUCUCCUUUUAUAUUUGGGCUGAGGCUCAUGUCAACUUUCCGGUUUGUUUUCCUAAAAGAGGAACUGAAAAGAACAGGCGUGUCUCAGCAAAAGCCUGACUGAAUUUCACAUAAAUCCCACUGCUAUGUUGUUGUUUUUGUGUGAAAGAAAAAUGCACUUUGAACACAGAUAGAGCUCAUAUCUGGCAUAGGAGGGGAGACCACACAGCUGGUAACAGCUCAGAACUAGUCUACACAAAAUGCAAACUAUACGGGCUAUACCCAUAUAUUUAAUUUCUGCAUUUAUCUCCCACCUUUUUUUGCUCCUUACGCCUCAUUUAAUCCACACAACCCUGUGAGGUAGGUUAAGCUGAGAGGCAGUGGCUGGCCCAAGGUCACCCAGUGAACAUCAUGUCCCAGGGGGAAUUUUAACCCUGAGACUCAUCUACAUUCGUCAACUUAUGACGUUAUAAAUGUGUUAUAACAAUGUGACACUAGAUGGCGCUGUAGAGCUGAAAUCACAAGUCAACAAGAAUUUCUGUUGAGCUUUUUGCAACUUUCAAAGCGUUGCAUAGUAUUUUUUUAUAGCUGGUCUCCCAAGUCCUAGUCAGACACUCUUAACUACUAUACCACAUCGGCUCUCAGUAUGACUGUACCAUUUCAUACUACAGUGGUACCUCGGGUUAAGUACUUAAUUCGUUCCGGAGGUCCAUUCUUAACCUGAAACUGUUCUUAACCUGAAGUACCACUUUAGCUAAUGGGGCCUCCUGCUGCUGCCGUGCCGCUGGAGCACGAUUUCUGUUCUCAUCCUGAAGCAAAGUUCUUAACCUGAGGUACUAUUUCUGGGUUAGCGGAGUCUGUAACCUGAAGCAUAUGUAACUCGAGGUACCACUGUACUGGUGAAAGAUCACCCAACAAAAUGCCACCCCCAUUUUAAAUAUUUUUAUGAUUUCCUGUAUGUAGAAAACUGGACCAUGUUCAUGAAAGAUAAUCUUACUCGGCUACAAGUGAUUGCCAAAGAAGGUUAUUUCUAGCAAGCAGAACAGCUCCUUUGGCUUCCAGUAACUGCUGUUCAGAAGCAUUACUGUCCCUGGUCAUGGAGGCAGAGUACAGUCAUCAUGGCUAGCAGUUAUUCAUAGCCAUAUUCUCCAUGAAUUUGUCCAAUUCUAUUAUAAAGCUACCCAGUGUCUUCCAUAGUUUAACUAAUCAGGUCAGGGAGAAUGGUUCAGCCCAUGAGCCCAGGAAGCAGGGAGGGCAGGUGCCCAGCAGUCAAGUAAAUAAAUAAAAAUACUUAACUAAAAGUAGAAAUAAUCAGAAUAUUCGAAAUUGAAAUGCUUGCUGUGGCCACUUGGAUGAUGUUGUGGCUCAUUCUAGUCAUGCAACUGGCUACCCGACUGAGCGAUAGGCGUGGCUUCCGCAAACUAGCCAAUCGUGUCGCAGGUAGCUCGGUCCAGCCCCACCCAUAAAUCCUGGCUACACCCAUGGUUCAGCCUCGUUAUCACCUUGACAAGCUAUAUUUCUUUGUGCAAGGAGAGAUUUGGUCCCACCCAUUGCCUCCCAGCUGGGAGCAGGUAUAUAUGCAAUGCAUCUCCUGCAGUCUGAAUUGACAGAGUGGGGAAAGCUUCACCACUUGAUUCCGAUUUAUAGUAUAAACUGCACCUUCUUCCUCUUCCUCUUUAUCACUGCAUUAAAAGGUAACUGCAUGUUCUCCAGAUUGCAUUCUGGCAGCACUAACUCUGGUACCAUUUGGUCUCUUACAUAGAGACUGCCCUGUGUUGCAGAACCUGUUCUGCCCGCAAUAUUUCUUUGUGCUAGAAGUGGUAUUAAAGGCACAAAAACGACACCUGGAAAAGAAAAACAAAUAAACUGGUAAUCCUAUGCUUAAUCUGCCGAGAUUUACAUGUACUGGCCUGUUUCCUUUUAUGAUUUUGUUCCUAAAGUACAUGGCACCUGAUCAGCCUGGCUUGAGUUCAAGCUGAGCAUUAAAGGAAAAUAUAGGCACUGUUUGAAGCUGUGGCUGCGAAGGAAGCGAGGAAAGAAUUGGAAAGUGAUUGACAAGUGGGUGGUUUCACCCAUCUAUCAAAGUGGCCCACAGGGGGUGAGGGAGCUCUGGAUCCGGCCCACCUUCAGCAAUCCUCAAUGGGAAAGUGGCCUGGAAUGAGAAUAGUAGCAGCAAGAGGAAUCUGCAAAGACAUGUUGCAUUAUAGAGUGCUGCUGUUCAGAAAUCCAGUAACUCCCUCCCAACACACACACACACACACCGAGGGGAAAGGGAGAGAGUUUUUAUUCACACCAGCCAAGUCAGUGAGCAUUCUGUCCCUGAGAGCACUCUUAGUUCUCAUUGGGCUGUUUUUGGUCCUUUGCAAAUUAGAGCUCUCCCUACACACACACACACACACACACACACACACACACCCCAAAUCACAACAGAUCAGUUUCUUACUGAGGAAUAUUUUUAUGUUCUAAAAACUGGAAAAUGACUAAUGUUAUUAAAUUAACCUACACUCUUGGGGACUCUUGAGAGUCCCAUGGACUGCAAGAAGAUCAAACCUCUCCAUUCUGAAGGAAAUCAGCCCUGAGUGCUCACUGGAAGGACAGAUUGUGAAGCUGAGACUCCAAUACUUUGGCCACCUCAUGAGAAGACAAGACUCCCUGGAAAAGACCCUGAUGUUGGGGAAGAUGGAGGGCACAAGGAGAAGGGGACGACAGAGGAUGAGAUGGUUGGAUAGUGUUCUCGAAGCUACCAGCAUGAGUUUUGCCAAACUGCGGGAGGCAGUGGAAGACAGGAGUGCCUGGCAUGCUCUGGUCCAUGGGGUCACGAAGAGUCGGACACGACUAAACGACUAAACAACAACAACAACACUCUUGAGGUGUGCUCCUCCAGGGACUCCAGCCUUCAUCUCUAGACAGGAGAGGAUUUGCACCAUUAGAAUGCAGGGUUCUGGAUAUACACAUUAGAACUGGUUCUUUGGAGCCAAUGGGGCACUGCUCCAUCAACUUCAGCCUGCCCUCAGCCAGCCCCCACCUUCUGCCUUCUGUCCAAUUCAGAGAGAGGUGCUACCUGUCAGCUUCUUCCUCCCUUUUCUCAGUGUUGCGCUUAUAGAAUUCAGCAGUGAGGAAGAUGGGGACAAAAGUAGAAUGAGUUGCUUUUGCCUGCCCUUGGCUCUGGCUCCCCCUGCUGUUGACCUCCCUUGCCUUCCAAAUUCAAAUGGACACCAGUCACCACUGUAAGAACUUAUGAGUCUCGGGUGUUGCGUAUGUGCAUGCAAGUUCAGUCAAGCACUUACCGUAUUUUUCGCCCCAUAGGACGCACCGGCCCAUAGGACGCACCAAGUUUUUUGGGGGGGAAAUAAAGAAAAAACAAUUAUUUUCCCCCCCAGGCGCGUGCGGGGCCGGCAGCGGGGAGAAGUGCUCUUCUCCCCGCCGCCAGCCUUCAGACCAGGUCCGCUGUCCCCCGACCUUGUGGGGCUGGCGCUGGGGCUCUCCUGAAGCCUGGAGAGCGAGAGGGGUCGGUGCGCACCGACCCCUCUCGCUCUCCAGGCUUCAGCGAAAGCCUGAAUUCGCCCCAUAGGACACACACACAUUUCCCCUUCAUUUUUGGAGGAGAAAAAGUGCGUCCUAUAGGGUGAAAAAUACAGUAAACACUUACCACAGCAGAGAUUGUUUUUACUUGGCAAACACACACACACACUAUAUACACACUGUAAACAGUUGCUUAUAGAAGUCUUCACUCUCUGAGCCCAGAGAGGGUUCUAGCUUUCAGUGUUCUUGCUUACACAAAGUCCGCUGAGUAAGUGCGAAGUCCAGUUGUGAAAAGUCUUGCAAUGCCACAGUUCUCUUGAGUCCAGAAGUCUUCAGUUUCUCCAACUUCCCUCCAACGAUUUCUCUGUACAAAGUCUCCAACAAAUUCUUCUCCAACCAACCUCCCACAAGGAAUGCUGUAGCUUGAGCUCUUUAUUUAGGCCUCACUAGAUGCUAAUUUGCCCAGCAAGAGAGAUAAGAACUCACAAUAUGUCUGCAGCUGCACUGUAGGGGGGGGGAAAUGACAUUUCUGCCAACUUAUGGAGAAUUAACUCUUUCCUUAACAAUGAAACCUGCCUGGAAAUGUCUGGGUGCCAGCCAGCCAUGGCCUUUUCCAGGAUAUUCCAUUCCCUUUCCUAUUUUCCAUUUCUCUCCCUCAGCAGUUUGCAUUCUGUGUCCACUGAGCAUGCUACUUUGGGUUCCACCUACAAAUUUUCUAAAGGUUUUUUAUGGGGUUGCUUCUGCAAGUCUUGAGGUGUGCCCAAGCCUGCUGACGGUUCCCUCUUCUAUGUCAGUUGGUGUCAUUUUGACCACAUAAGCAAUAGCACUCACAACCUAUGUUGUGCCUACGAGAAGGGUUGUAGCUUAGUGGUAGCACUCUUGCUUUGCCUGCAGAAGGCUGUAUACAGUCUCCGGCACUACCAGGUCAGGUUGGAAUGUAUAGAAUAAUGUUAUGGACUGGCUGGAUGCAGAGGAAUGGUGGGAGGAAUCAGCUGGGGAACCGCCAAGGGAACCCCCAGGGGAAGAAGGCUCAGAGCCAAGGGACUGGUGGUGGGAUGAUAAUGGGUGACCAGAGGGAAAAGAGGGAGAAGACUGGGAGGAGGAAGUGUCAAAAGCUGAAGAGGUAACAGGGAGCUUCAUUAACAUGUGACCCCAAAAUUCCAGGUUCCCUGAAAACUGAUGCCAAAGUUUAGUUCUCGUUUUGUGCUGUUUUGUGCCGCAAACCCCACAUUUCAUGCCACCCCCCAGAACAAGUAAUUGACAGCAAAUCGGAGUCAUGGGUUAAUGGCAAAAAAUAAAAAAUAAAAAAAAUUCCAACCUUGUACAAUUGACUCCAAGCAGGUGCCAUAGUUUAGUGCUAGUUUUGUGCUGCAAAUUCAUCGUUUUGUGCCGGCCCUCAAACUGAGUAAUUGACACUCCAACUGGGGUCAGAAUUAAAUGGCGCCAAACCCAACCUUGUCUGAUUGACCAGAGCCAAAGUGGUGUACUGGUUUGGUGCUGUUUUGUGCCACAAACCCCCCUUUCUGUUCUGCCCCCUCCCAAAACUGAGUGGGCUUCAGUGGGCUAAAUUGGCUAAGUGGGGGCUUAAGUAGGCUCAGUUGGUUAAAUCUCCACUUAGCUAACUUAAGUGCUCACCAAGCCCAAUUAAGUGACUAUCUAGCUCACCUAAGUGCCCACCUAGCCCACCAAGCCAACUUAAGUUAGCUAAGUGGGGACUUAGCAAACGUAGCCAACUUAAGUCCUCACUUGAGUCACAGCAGGAGGGGGAGCUGCCCUGGCUUCUUCAGCAGCCUGCCUCAUCUCUGCCUCUUGACCGCCAUCCGCUUACACUUCUGAUUCUGAGCCAGUGUGGUGUAGUGGUUAAGAGCGGUGGACUCGUAAUCUGGUGAACCGGGUUUGAUUCCCCAUUCCUCCACAUGCAGCUGCUGGGUGACCUUGGGCUAGUCACACUUCUCUGAAGUCUCUUAGCCCCACUUACCUCACAGAGUGUUUGUCAUGGGGGAGGAAGGGAAAGGAGAUUGUGAGCCGCUUUGAGACUCCUUCGGGUAGUGAUAAAGCGGGAUAUCAAAUCCAAACUCUUCUUCUUCUGAACUUCACUGACACUGGGUGUUUUAUUGCUGACAGAUAACCAGCCUCAUAUAAGCAACAUGCAAAGAUCUAUUUAAUUGUCAGGAACUGGAGUCAGUCAGAGGUCAGCAAUAAAACAAUAAAGAGAAGUCGGAAGUUUUGGAACUCACAAGGGCAUAUUUUAAAGGUCUAGCAGCCUGUAUUUUCAGGCUUUACUUUGCUGCACAUUUUGUGAUUUUAAAUAUCUGCUGAGGUUCUCUCACCAAAGAGUACUUGCCCCAAGCCUGAAUCUUGGCACCCAGGAAUUCUCCUUCUAUAUACCAAUGUUCUGACUUGGUGUAAGGCAGCUUCCGAUAUUCCAAUAUGUGAAGUGUUGGACAAACAUUCAGCAAAUGCAUUAUGUUUCUGCUGCAGCUAGAGGUCUCACUUUAGCUUUUUAUUAAAUUGCUCAUGCUGUACGUAUGUUCCCUUUCCCCACUUCACUUUCAUUUCCUUCAGUUUAGCUUACGUAGUGCUUUCUGUUCUCGGAUAGCCACUCCCUAUCCAUUAUCACCAACUAUGAAAUAUUACAGUAAGCUAACACAGCAAGAUAGUAAGGCGAGAAGGCUUGGGCUUUCACCUCAGGAGCAAAGUGAAUGGAUUUAAAAGCUGGGAAAACAUCGGUAGUCAACAUUUCACAAGUAAAGAGCACUUUGGCACUGUCGGGUCUGAAAUGAUGGAAAUAUUUUUUUAGCACUAUAAACCUUUCAGAAACAAUACUGUAAAUGUGACAUCCUCUUAACAUGCUUUUGCCAGCGUGGUGCCCUCCUGAUGUUUGGGGCUAUUUUAUUUUUAUUCUUAUUGAACAAAAUUUAUAUACUGCUGGAUUGUAGUAAAACUUUACAAGAAAUAUUAAAAACAUCAAAAAAUAUUAAUUCCUUCCAGUAACACCUUAGAGACCAACUAAGUUUGUUAUUGGUAUGAGCUUUCGUGUGCAUGCACACAAAAGCUCAUACCAAUAACAAACUUAGUUGGUCUCUAAGGUGCUACUGGAAGGAUUUAAAAUAAUAAUAAUAAUAAUAAUAAUAAUAAUAAUAAUAAUAAUAAUAAUUUUGUUUCAUCUACGGCAGACCAACAUGGCUACCUACCUGUAACAAAAAAUAUUUAAAACUUCAAAAACAUAAGAACAGUUAAAGACAAUUUUAAAACAAUUAAAAUUAACAGUAGAAGAGAUUAAAAAAAAUAAUUUAAAUUUAUGAGUCUGAAUAGGCAAGGCAACGGAAGUUUGUUGUUGUUGUUGUUUAGUUGUGUCCGACUCUUCGUGACCCCCUGGACCAGAGCACGCCAGGCACGCCUGUCUUCCACUGCCUCCUGCAGUUUGGUCAAACUCAUGCUGGUAACUUCGAGAACACUGUCCAACCAUCUUGUCCUCUGUCGUCCCCUUCGCCUUGUGCCCUCCAUCUUUCCCAGCAUCAGGGUCUUUUCCAUGGAGUCUUCUCUUCUCAUGAGGUGGCCAAAGUCUUGGAACCUCAGCUUCACGAUCUGUCCUUCCAGUGAGCAUUCAGGAAUGAUUUCCUUAAGAAUGGUGAGGUUUGAUCUUCUUGCAGUCCAUGGGACUCUCAAGAAUCUCCUCCAGCACCAUAAUUCAAAAGCAUCAAUUCUUCGGCGAUCAGCCUUCUUUAUGGUCCAGCUCUCACUUCCAUACAUCACUAUUGUGAAAGCCAUAGCUUUAACUAUACGGACCUUUGUUGGCAAGGUGAUGUCUCUGCUUAAAACAUUAAAAACAUCAAAAACAUAAAAACAGUUAAAGACAAUUUAAAAACAUUUAAAAAUAAUUAAAAUUAACAGUAGAAGAGAUUUAAAAAAAACAUAUUGAAAUUUAUGAGUCUGGACAGGCAAGGCAGUGGAAGUUUAGGACCUGAAUUUUCCUUCUCCUAGAUGGGCUACCUUCCCAGGAUGAUGAGCCCCAUCUGCCUCUCAUUUCCCUCUACAGCUCGGGCAGAAACCGCCUUCUUGACUAAUUGAUCUUGUCCGCUCAAUCCGCCAGAGCCUGUCCUCACAUUGCAGGGGAAGCUGCUAAUUCACCAAGGGUUUGAGACCCAGCGAUCACCUUCACCUGCCUUAACCAGCCAGCAGAAGCCGUUGUCAUUGUGUGGCUGCUUCAUGCUGAAGCCAUAGGUGAAAGCUGAGUGCCAGGUGGGGACCAAAGGUGGACAAACUACCCCAGGGGGAGCAUGAUGUGUCCCACACCAGUGGUACUACCUCUCCCCCAACACCCCAUACACCCCAAAACUCUGACUCAGGUGUAAAUAUAUCUCAAAGUCGCCACAGUCUCCGCAGUGCCUUCUUUCCAAAGGAAACAUAGACCCCGGGUAAGCGCCUAGAACACAUGCAAUCUCACACUGCUGUGGAGACUGGGGGGCAGUGGUGUAGCGUGGGUUGCCAGCAACCGGGGGCGCGUGGAGGGAAGGAAACAUGCCUAACCAUGUCUGCACACCCAGGAGAUCACAGCCAGAGGAAGGAAAGAAGAGUCAUCUGUUGUCUGGAGAGGUCACUACUUGGUUUGCAUAGAGAAGCCAUUUUCAGCGGAGCCCAGUGAUGGAAGUGCGCAGUUGUACUGAGGCAGCACCAGGUGUUGAAAUGUUGCGCCUCCUAACAAUUUUGCUACAGGGGCAACUGCCCCUGUGCCCUCCCCAUGUUACACCACUGUUGAAGGUAGGGCUUAUCAGUUUGCAUCUUAGUAAAGAAAGUAUUGACCUGAUGUGUAGAGAUCUUUCCUAUUCUGCUUAAUUCAAGAGGGUUCUGGAAGCUUCUCUGUGUGAAAGAAACAAGCAGAAGGUUCAUGAUGUUUUGAUUUCUCUCUAUAUAUUUUUAUCCUGCUGUAAAGCACUUUGGGAUCCUUCAUGGGAAGCAACUGCAAAGGAAAUAAUAACGUUGCAAUAAGAUGCCCUCAAAAGACAAAAAUAAGAGGCGCCUAUAUGUUGCAUCUGAUGUGUGUGCAAUCUGCGCACACAGCACUUGAGCUGUAUGUGUCAGUUUGCAUUUCUUAGUACAGAAAGUAUUGAUUUGAUGUGUAGAGAUCUUUCCUAUUCUAAUUAAUUCAAGAAGCUUCUGGAAGCUUCUCUGUGUGAAAGAAACAAGCAGAAGGUUCAUGAUGUUUGGGUUACCUUCAGAGAAGCUUGAGUGCAGAUGGCUUAAACUGGUUCUCUUAUCUCUUUUUGUCAAGGUCAUGCUAACUAUAAUAGUAAGGCCAGAAGGAGCCUGGGUUUCACUUUCUCUUUCUAUCUCUCUUCCUUUUGGUGUGGUGUUCUGUACAGGGUAUGCUUAGUGCUAAGGUUUAGUCUUAUUAUAAGUUACUGUAAGUUUAAGUUAAGUCUGCUGCAACUGGAUUUCUUAUGGACAGUGCCAAUCCUGAAUGUAUUGGAUUUGUGACCAUUAUGCUCAUUUGCCUUCAGUAGCAGUAAAGCUCUGCUGGAUGAAAUACAAUUGCCUCUGGUCCAUUUUUGGGGAAUCCUGCACCGUGUUUAAGUUUUUAUUCUGCUAACUAUACGUUGGGAUUCUACUCUGGAUCAAUAGUGAGCGGAAUUUCCAUGACACCUGUCCUGUGUAAUACAGAAUUGUCCCAUAAUUCAAGGGAAAAUUCUACAUCCUGUAUUGAUACCUGUAUUUCAGGUCUUCUCUCUCUCUCUCUCUCUCUCUCUCUCUCUCUGCCAAGUUACAGAAACUCUCCAAAUGCAAGUGCUUGAAAAGGGUGUGUGAAAGGUCAUGUAUUUAAGAUCUGGGUAUAGCCAAGCACAGACAGAUUUACACAUUCAUGUGCAUAUGUGUGUGACAAAUUCUAAAGAGGCCAUCCUGUUAGGCUGCAAUAGAUUGGAAGAGAUUGCUUUGAAGUCACUUUGCCACCAGAUGAAGAAAAGAAAAAACCCACCCCCAAUCACCCUGUCCUGUAUUUUGCCAGAACAAAAGUGGCAACUCUAGUUGGGGAGGUGUGAAUAAUAAUAAUUGUUAUAUGAAUUCUAGGGUCUUAUAGAUAUAAAGUAAAUGUUCAUAAAUGUACAAGGCAAACACAUACAUAAGUAUAUAAACCACGUGUCUGAAAUAGAACAGGAGAACAAUCCUGAAGCCAUUUUGCCUCUCCCAAAUUGACCUGAAAUAUUUCUCAGCAGGGAGGACGGAAAUGGGAAAAGCUUUCUAAUUGUAGGGGCUUACACCUCCCUGUAAAUACAGUCUGGAAAGUAUCUGUUAAGCUGAGCACACUAUCAAUAUGUGUAAGAGAUUCAGGAACUACUUUAUUUACCAUCUCAAAGGAAUGGACAGACUACCCAGAAAAGGCAAUCAGAUAAGGCAUUAUCAGGUAUCCUGACAGACAGGAGAGAAGCAACACACUCAAAUUUCUGCUCAAAAUAUGGUCUGAAGCUCAACAUAAAAAAAAACGAAGAUCAUGGCCACUGGGCCCAACACCUCCUGGCAAAUAGAAGGGGAAGAAAUGGAGGCAGUGAGAGAUUUUACUUUCUUGGGCUCCAUAAUCACUGCAGACGGUGACAGCAAUCACGAAAUUAAAAGACGCCUGCUUCUUGGGAGAAAAGCGAUGAUAAACCUAGACAGCAUCUUAAAAAGCAGAGACAUCACCUUGCCAACAAAGGUCCAUAUAGUUAAAGCCAUGGUUUUCCCAGUAGUGAUGUCUAUGGCAGUGAGAGCUGGACCAUAAAGCCGGCUGAUCACUGAAGAAUUGAUGCUUUGGAAUUAUGGUGCUCGGAGGCAGACUCUUGAGAGUACCCAUGGACUGCAAUGAAUGAUCAAACUCCAUCCAUUCUUAAGGAAUCCUCCAGCCCUGAGUGCUCACUGGAAGGACGGAUCCUGAAAGCUGAGGCUCCAAUACUUUGGCCACCUCAUGAGAAGAGAAGACUCCUGGAAAAGACCCUGAUGUUGGGAAAGAUGGAGGGCACAAGGAGAAGGGGACGACAGAGGACGAGAUGGUUGGACAGUGUUCUUGAAGCUACCAGCAUGAGUUUGACCAAACUGCGGGAGGCAGUGGAAGACAGAAGUGUCUGGCGCGCUCUGGUCCAUGGGGUCACGAAGAGUCGGACACGACUAAACAACUAAACAACAACACAACUGUGUAACAUGCAGAAAACAGCAUUCUUAAAGAAAUCAAAGACUGGAACUGAGGGAAGCUGGGGUUGGCGGUGGGUGGGUUUUGUGUGGGAGGAACAAUGGGGGAAAAAUAAGGAUGAUAUGUUUCUGGAUAAUAAUAAUAAUAAUAAUAAUAAUAAUAUCUUUAUUGUCAUUGCCCCCUUCGGGGACAACGAAAUUACUUGACUGCUCCAUAAAAACACUAAUUAAACAAUACAGUAUAAUACAGCAAGGGAGAUUAGAUGACUUUCAAAGUCCGGGCUUCCCAUUCAGGGCCGAGAUCGCUCUGGAGAAGAAGCUGUUCUUAAGACGGCUCGUUCUGUCUUCAUCGUCCUGUAUCUCCGUCCCGACGGCAAGAGCUCAAGAGACAGUGACCAGGAUGCGAUGGAUCUUCACUAUGUCCAGUGCCUUCCUAUGGCACCUUGUGGCAUAAAUCUGCUCUAAGGUGGAGAGUGGGCAGCCAACAAUGCUCUCUGCUGCCUUAACAACCCUGCACAACCCCAUCCUGUCUUGGGUAGUACAGCUCCGUACCACACACAUAAGCCAUAAGUGAGCACGCCUCAAUGGCACAGUGAUAGAAGGCAAGCAGCAGUUUCUGCGGAAGAUGGUUUUUCCUUAGUAUUCUCAAAAAGGACAGUCUCUGCUGCGCCUUCUUCACAAGCCCCCUUGUGUUGACACUCCAGGACAGAUCCUCUUGUAAUUCAAUGCCCAAAAAUCUGAACGUUGUUACCCUCUCCAAAUAUGUUUUGUUUUAAUUUUGAAUAAAAAAGUUUUUUUAAAAAAAAUGAAUGUGAACAACAACAACAACACUUUCAACGUUCAAUGAAUAAUAAUACUGUCAGGUUCAAACUGCGUUGGGCCAAGUAAGUAGCACCCAGAACUCCUAUUCGAAAUGUAAACGGGGCGUGGGGGGGAGGGGUGUGCGUGGAAUGUUGACAGAGCCACGUCUUCGGAACCCUCCUCCUCAUUGGCUUUUCAACCGCCUCGCGCCCCCGAAUUCGAUUGGCGGCCUUCACGUGCCGAGGGCGUGGCGUGGCUUCGCCGGAGAGGCCUUGCGGGGCUGGGCAAACCGGCGCUCGAGGCGCGGGCGAGCGCGCGCACGCGGCCAUUUUACCUGACCCGCCUCCUCCUUCGGCACGUCCGGAAAAGGGGGGGGUGGGGGUUCGCUCCCGGCCGGCCUGGUCUUGUUUCGUCAUAAAAGCGGCUUGAGGGAGAGAGAGAGAGAGAGGGCGGGGUCGGCUCCGCAGUCGGCCGCGUAGCCCAGGAGGAGGAGGAGGAGCAGGAGGCGGCAGCAGCGGGGUCGCGCGGCGCGAGUCAGGAGGCCGUGGCGGGCCGGGAGAAGCGGACGGCGAGCAGGAGGAGGCUGCGGGGAGCGGGCCGGGCCGAGACCCCUCGGGGUCGCCGCGGGUUUGGGUGAGUGGUGCCUUUUCCCCCCCUCCUCUCCUCAAAAAAUAAUAAACCUUCAAUAAAUAAUAAACAACAUGCGCUGGGUUUGGUCUCGCUCCGCGCCUGCUCACCUUGCGCGCUCUCCUCGGGCGCAGUCCCCCCCCUUUUUUUUUUACAUUCCCUUUUGCGCACGGGCGUAACGUGGGAACCGAGGAACCCGUGGCAGCCUUUGCGCUGCUCGCCGCCUGUCCCCGUGCAUGAAUGUAGCCCAGGUUCGCCGAGCUGUCAUAUAUAAAUUCAGGAAAUAAUAAUGCCAGGCCUUCCUGGCAUUUGCAUCCUAUGCCCGCCUUUAAAAUUAUUAUUAGGUAUUUCGUGGUUUUUACAUCUUGAUUUUAUUCUAUGAACCGCCCUGGGUAUAGGGCAGUAUAUAAAUUUAAUAAAUGUAAUAACAAUUAAUAAACACCACCCAAUGUCAUCGUCACUAAUCUGACUCAUCUAUCACUAGAGCUCCUGGUUGUCUUGCUGAACUGUUUACAUUCUUAAACAUUCAUUUAUUCAAAAUGUUUCUAUCCUGCUUCUAGGGCGGUAUAUAAAUUCAGUAAAUAAUAAUGUGCUACUAAUAUUAUUCUGUAUUGGUCACUUCCCCCGCCCUGAUGUCGCUUGGCUAGGAGGUGGGUCUAUGGGCUCUCUCUUUCUCCAUCUCCUUCACAUACACACCUUUAACACACACACACACGUACUAUCUCUGAAUUUAUUUUCUGGCUUGUCAUAGAUAGUCUUGAUAUCUGCUUCCCUGUGUUGCUGGUGCUUAUAAUCUAAACUCUGAAUGUCAGGAUCUAGUGCCAUACGCCUGAUAAAUGGCAUCAAUCUGAAAUGAAUUUAUUGGGGCGUACAUGAAGGCCUGAGGUGGGGGGAGACCUGGAGCAAUGAAGAAGAAAUACCUGUCCCCGCCCCUGAUUUUUCUGUUGUUUUUCUUUCCUGAUUUAUUUAAUAAAAAAGGCACACAGUACACUGCUAAUUGUUGAAAACCUCAACAAAUGAUAAUUAUAUCGUUUUAUCUGUUUACGAACAGUUAAAACAAUAAAACUAAAAGUUAGCAUUUUUCAAAAGCAGGUUUGGGGGAGGGGCUGGAAAAAAUGGGGGAAACUGAGGGUGGUUUUUUCCUUUCAGUUUUUUCUCUCCGCCCCCCCCCCCGCCCCAGCUUUUGUGUCAGUGAGUGCUUCAACAUCAGUUGGUGUAUCUCUCAUUUCUUGGGUAGUUAUGCAAAUCCAUCAGGACUUCAUAUCAAUAAAAACGACAAAAGAGGCUUUAGCACUUUAAAGUCAAACUAAUGUUUUAUGGCGUAAGCUUUCCUUGACAGAAGUGGAGUUUAUGGAGGCAUAUGCCAUUUAAAAAUGUUUGGACUUUAAGGCGCUACAAGAUGUUUUGUUUUUGCUGCCAUGGGCUGACAUGACCUCCGGAAAUUCAUGUCAGUGUUGGAAUUUACUUUAUGGGUGCUCACUUUAAACUUCUAAAAAGACACAAUAGGGUGUUGAAUACAGUUUAGUGUUGUAUGAAUGAGCUUUGGGCUCAUGUGCAAUGCUCUGGUGUGGUGAUACAGAGAAAACAAAUGAAAGUUUUUGCUUAGCUUUAAGAUGAGCACAGUUACUUCUUAUAUCCAAACCCAGACAAUGUGCUGUUAGUCAAACUGUGGUUAGUGGGAAAGCCAACUUCACACCAUGGUUUAUGAAGUUGGCUUGUUUCUCUAAACCAUAGCCAAGAAUAACCACAGUUCUCAGAACAGGUAGACUCACAAUUAACUAGAAGUGAAAGUGAAAGUUUCUGAUCAUCUCAAGGCUCUUGGGGGGGGGGGGACACAAGCCCUAAACAAGCACAUAGCCCUAAACCAUAAUUUAGCAUUGUGUGUGAACCAGAUGCAGAUCUAUAAAGUGAUCCUAAGCAGUUAAUUCUAACAAGCUUUCUAAAGCUGUUACCCAUCAAUUUUGUUCCUAUUUUGAUUGCUAAUAAAUAAUAGUUGUUAUAAAGUAUUAUAAAAUGUGUUCCGUGAGCUUCAAGUAAUUAUCUAGCAACAGCCUUGCAGGAUAGGAUAGUAUUAUCCCCAUGUUGAAGAUGCAGGGGUAAGGUUGGAACCAAAGUUUCCCUUAAGUACUGUGGGCAAACUUCAUAAACACAUGUCAUCGCCAUUUUCCUGUAGUAUGAAAUCAGAACUUUUAAAGAACUUGGUACAUAAUGGGCAUUUCCAUGUUCUAGGUCUUGAGUGGCAAGGCUUUUCGGGGUGGGCCAGCUAGACCAGCUGACGUGCAUAUGAAUCACCUAUGCCAGAUGAAUUGGGAAAGAUAUAAAUGUUACAUUCUUUCAUAUUUUACAACACUUUAAAAACAACAACUGAGGAAGCUGCUCUUGGGAGAUGUGUACUAUAUCUAUGCUCUUUUAAAACAAAUGACAGCAUUUAUUUUUGACAAAAUAAUCAUGGGGGGGGAGCUGUUCACAAAGUGGGGACUGUCUCAACCUUUGUGUUCUCCUGUGCUUGUCAUCCUCACUUGGAGAUUAUUUGACAUGGUCAGUUGGCCCCUAUAGACUCUACCUUGUGAUGUUUGUAAAAGUAUUUGAUAGCCCUCUCAGAUUCUACCUAUUUUGUCCAGUUGGCUGCUUAUAUCUACAGUGGUAGGCAGAACGGAAUGUGGGCAGCAUAGAAACAAAUCAUGAGCCUUGUUUGGACAACACAAGCAGCCAGAUUCUGGCUUGUGUAAUCCAUGACAGGGGAGAAGCACUCCAAGAACUCUUGGACAACAUAAACUAACAUGCUGCUCAUUCACAUUAAACCAUGGUUUAUGGUGAUAUGCAAACUGGGCCAAUAAAACGUGGUUAACAAAAUGACUUUACUGAAUAUGCUGUACCUUCUAACUGUAUAUUUUACUUGGUUGUCUUAAAGGAAUUCUUUGGAAUUUGUAGGAAGUCCCUCUAGCAACAGCAAGAAUAGUUACAGCCACUUAAACGAUAGGCUACCCAACAUACUAAUAUUAAAGGAAUGAAUUCAUAAAGUGUAGUGUAUAGCCUCAAUGAUAAAGUUAACAAAACAUAUUCAUUUGCAGGAAGGUAGAUUAAAGCAGCAUGUCUUUGAUACAUUUGGUCAGAGCAAGUAUUUUAACUUGUCAGACAGGGUAAUCCUCCUUUUCUUCCCCUUUGCACUAUUUUGGGAGUUCUCCUUCCCCUCAAGCCAAUUUUAGAAGGCAGGAUGCCCUGUUGCACAAGUGAAGUUUUUGCUGACAGGACUCAUUAGUGGAAUCUCAUCCCCCAGGCUCCACAUCCCUGGUUUAGGAGGUUAAGGGUGGUUCCACUCUGUUCAUAAAAUCAACAUGAUGAUGUGUUAAGAAUACAGGUGUCACACCUCAAGCAAUAAGUCACCUAUUUCCUGUGUCGCAUUCUAGGCGUGUAUACCUAAACUGAGAUACCUUUGCCAAAACUGUACUUCGGAAAAUGGAACAUAUCAAUAGAUCUGUGAAUUUGUCUCCUCUUGAGUUAGCAUACAUUUUGCAAUUUUUUACUGCAUUAUAUUUGCCAAGCCUGUCGGUUGAAAUUCUAAGAAGCUGCUGAUGCUAUUAUGUAAAUUCAAAAAGGAAGCCUCUUCUUACAGAGAACUGACAUUUUUAUCAUUCUUUUCAUUCGAGUAACUCCAGCUCAUACAUGAGUUACCCCAUUUUGUCCUCUCAACAACCUUGUAAGUUAUCCUAGUCUUACAGAAUUUCAGUGCCCAAGGAAUGUCGCAGUUCAGGUGAGGAUUUGAUUUGAGGCAUCUGUGGUUAAGUUGUCAGUGACCACUGCUGGUUGUGUUGCACUUUGAUGCCAGUAACGGGCAAGGCAUUUGCUCAUCUGAUGGGGAAUGCUUGUUGGGUUAGUAACCAAACAGCUUUUUGGCUUUGCUGUAGCAAGUGGCUUCUUCAGAAUCAUGGAAUCACUGUGCUUUCUUCUUUUGUGUUGGUUAUUGACUCUCAAACGCUGAACACAAUGGUAUUGGAUUUUUGCUUCUUAAUGGAAGAGGUCAAAAAAAGGAGAAAUGCUGACUUGCACCUUAAAUUCUAAUGACAUCGCUUUUCUGUUACAGGUGAAAAUGCAGGAAGCGGAUUUAGUUGCAAAAAUGCUCCGAGCUGUUCUACAAUCCCAUAAACAUGGAGUACCCUUUUCCCGUUUGCAAGCAGAAUAUAAAUCAUUAACUGGAGACUUGAUUCCCUUUAAGCAGCUGGGACAUUCUAAUUUAGAAGGAUAUAUAAAAAGCAUCCCUGGAGUUGUUAGGGUUGAAAUUAGUAAAGCUGGUGAGGUAAGAAAUGCAUACAGUGCUUCAUAAUUGUGUGUGUAUUUUGGCUGUAAAAUGUCAUAGAAUCAUAGAAUCGUAGAGAUGAAAGAGACCCCGAGGGUCAUCUAGUCCAGCCCCCUGCAAUGCAGGAAUCCUGACCACAACCAUCCCUGGGUGGGCUCGAACCACCAACCUUCUGGUUAAUAGUCACACUGUCCAUUGUGCUACCAGACGAAAGAUUAAUGUUGCUGUAGGGCCUUUUGCUUCUUUACAUUGAUUUUGCUGCAAAUCAAAUAAUGCUUCACCCGGAGCAAAUUUAAUUUGGUUAUGUUCAUUAUAGUGCACAGUUGAAUGUAAUUUCUUUAACUGAAACACCCCCUCCGGAUGAUGGGAAUUGAAAUUAAUGAGAGUUCAUUAUCAUUUGGAGGACCACAAGUCCCCCACCCCACUGCUACAGCAUUUUCACCUGAAGAUCUGUGUGUUACCUCAUGACAGAACCUCCUCUACAAGCAAAAUAUAAACGUUCAACAUUUGAAGGGAAGGGCACUAAAGACACAUCCUUCUUAAACAGACUAGGUAUCAUGUUACAUAUUUGGGAGCCAAAGACAGAAAACAGUGUCCAAAUAGCCAUCGUCUUAUCACAAAUUUUGAUUACCGAAUAGGGUAAAUCAAAAUCUGCAUUAGAAUGAAUUGCAAAGCUUUGCAGGACUUUAGCUUUCAGGUGGCAUGGCAAAGUCUUAUACAGUAUUUUAUAGUGUGUAGCUGACCUGUAUCUCUUACGCAUUGGAUACACUAUUAUUGCACCUUCCCAAAUUAACGUUGUAGCAGUGGGGUGGGGAACCUGUGGUCCUCCAAUGCUAAUGAACUCUCAACUCCCAUCAUCCCUGUCCAUUGGCCAUGCUGGCUGGGGUGAUGGGAGUUGGAGUCUCAACAACAUUUGGAGGACCACAGGUUCCCCACACCUGCUUUAGCACAUUCUAAGCUUCAUGCAGAGAGUCUGAGGUGGCUUUCAAUGAGCAAGUAUCUCCCAUAAAAGUCAUUGGUAAAUGGGUGGCGCUGUGGUUUAAACCGCAGAGCCUAGGGCUUGCUGAUAAGAAGGUCGGCGGUUCGAAUCCCCGCGACGGCGUGAGCUCCCGUUGCUCGGUCCCUGUUCCUGCCAACCUAGCAGUUUGAAAACAUGUUGAAGUGCAAGCAGAUAAAUAGGUACCGCUCUGGCAGGAAGGUAAACGGCGUUUCCUUGUGCUGCUCUGGUUCGCCAGAAGCGGCUUUGUCAUGCUGGCCACAUGACCCGGAAGCUGUACGCCGGCUCCCUCGACCAGUAAAGCGAGAUGAGCGCCGCAACCCCAGAGUCGGUCAUGACUGGACCUAAUGGUCAGGGGUCCCUUUACCUAAGUUUCAUGCAGUGAGUCUGAAGUGGCUUUCAAUGAGUAAGUAUCUCCCAUAAAAGUCAUUGGUAAAUCUGGUUCUCCAUUUUUGGUUUCCUUCUUUCCUUGAUCAGGUGACCUGUCGUGCGGUCAUUUGCCAGGAGACUGCACAGAUUGCUCAGCUUGUUGCCUGCCAGAGAACUUCCCAAAAGAAAACUGGUCGGCAAGUGAACUGCAGCAUGAGGCUGAAAAGAACAGCUCCGUUUGCCUCUGUUGGUAAGUUUGUCAGCUGCAAAACACCACAUGGGUAUAUGCUGAAUUAAUCAACUUCAAACUCAUCACUUGCAGAGCUUCUCUAUCGUUGUGAUUCUGCUGACUGAAAUAAACUACUUACACUCUUGAACAGUCAUGUUACAGGGCAGUCUGCCUGACUAUUCAUGUGUGUCUUGAAACAGCACAUAAGGAAACUAAUACUGGAAAGAAAAGUAGGGACAUAAUUUUUUAUUGCAGAAAGACAAUAGUCUGUGUGCUUUUUAACUGUUCUCAACAAGUUUAAUUGGCCCUAACAAAUCUGUAAGUUGGCUGUUGUUAACAAACCCCUGUUUUUGAGUGGUGGGGUCUGAAGUACUACUCCCCCCCCCCCCCAAAAAAAAAGACUAUAUGGCAUGAGCAAACAUUAAUAUGCUGCUUUAUACAUAGUCACCCUUAGUUGUCUGGCUUAGUUAUCUUUUGCAUCUGUAGCAAUCACACACAGGGCCCCCGGACGUUUGACGGUCUAUUGACCUUGUGCCGCCUCUGCAAUUGCUUUUUCCGCUGCCACCAGCCCGUAUCUCACGGGGACACAUGGAGUCCAGUCAGUUGUUAACAUAAACAAAUAAUCAAGUUUAUUUUUCAAUGCAGGAACAAGCUUAUGGUUUCAGUUAGUUUUUGACAGUUUCUUAAUCUUAGUUCCUAACAACUUCAAACUGAUUAUUCCCAACUAUCUAUCUGACUCCACCUAACAAUUCCUCUCACUCUCUCACAAUACAACUCUACCAACCCACUGCCUUUUCCUCCCUCUUCCUUCGUCAACUCCCAAACCUCACAACUCAACUAACUUCGACUCCCAAACCUCAACUCUCCACUAACUCGACUUCAACAAAAACUUUAAAAACCUCCCACUCUUAACUUUUAUUCCCCUCUUGCAUUCUCACUGGCCAAUCACAUCACACCUAUUUUAACCCUUUCCUUAUGACCCAUCCUAGGAGGCAAACGCCACAGCAUCUUUUUGGUAAACUUAUGAAUUUAUGUUGAAGUGCCCCAAACCAUAGGUAAUCUGAAAAUGAGAGCUGACAUUUUGUGUCUUGCAUCAUUGUAUUGCAGGCAAGCCAAAGGGUACUCUGCGGAAGCCAGGAUUCAUGCAUUUCACAGAAGAAAGCAGGAGACCUGCACUCCCACUGCUGAGAAGCAAAGGAAGCUGUGCUGUUGUUAGGCAAAACAUGAGCUCUGCAUCGUAUCCUCUGCCUCUAGAAUUUGGGACCCCUCUGCAGAAAGAAGUCUUAAAUCAAGGACACAUGACUGUGACAAACAGGUUAGAGUUCCUCUUGUUGGAAAACUUACUGGGUAUAAACCAGCUGAUAUACUUGACACCACUCUAGAAUCUCAUAUGUUCAGGGUGGAAAUGGCCUUCUGAUUGUAUAGAAAACUGUCCUAAACAAAGCGUCAACAUACACUGAAAAUACUAUAUCACUAUUUGAGAGAGGCAAGCACUCUUUUUGCCAUCUUUUUGCCUUUCAACCCUGGGGUUGCUGCCCUUUAUUUACGUUUCCCAUUUCUUUAAAUCAUUUUUUUAUUAAAAGUUUUCAACAUAAAAUUCAAUGAAAGUCAAACUGGCCCAUUUCUUGUGCUUUUAACUGCCUUAUGAAAACUACAAGGGUAGGAGAUGGAAGGAGGAAAGUGUGUCCAACAAUUUUGUAAAUUGGUGUAAAUCUUAAGAGAUUUUGGUGGGGUGAGGGGAUGCAUGCAGAAUUGUGUCUGAGCAGAGUAGCCUGUUUAAAAUGGUUAUGACUCAUUACAUCACUGCAAAAAUCCUAGAUAUGAUAUUGUUAGUAUUAUCAAUUAUUUAUAUACCACAUUUUCUACAAAUUUAGACUCGGAGUGGUUAGUCAUGUUAGCAAGGUUAGAUCAUGUGUAUCUGUGUGUGUGUGUGUGCGUGUGUGUGCGCACACACACUUAGUCUUUACUAAACAAACAUCCAUAGGACCUUUGCACGCUGACUCACCUUUCUCACUUGCCCCAGAUUCUUCUAUGUUCCAGAGGGAAUAAACUAAUGUUUAAAGCUGCACCAAUAACAAACCUUUAGUUUUUCAUGCCUUCUCUCUCCUGUUCUGCAGCACCUUCUGCACACACAUCCUGAUGAUAUGUUACUGUAACUUUGAGAUGAAUGAAAGGUUAAGACCAAGCCUGUCAGUUUGCUCAUUCAGUUAGAGAAGGUUAGGUUCACUCUAUGGAUGUUGUACAUAUUUGAGUGUCUGCUUGUUGUUGCCGAUCAGAAGGUUGGUGGUUCGAAUCUCCGCAAUGGGGUGAGCUCCCGUUGUUCGGUCCCUGCUCCUGCCCACCUAGCAAUUCGAAAGCAAGUCAAAGAGCAAGUAGAUAAAUAGGUACCGCUCUGGUGGGAAGGUAAACGGCAUUUCCAUGCGCUGCUUUGGUUCGCCAGAAGCAGCUUAGUCAUGCUGGCCACAUGACCUGGAAGUUGUCUGCAGACAAACCCCAGCUCCCUUGGCCUAUAGAGUGAGAUGAGCGCCGCAACCCCAGAGUCGUCCGCGACUGGACCUAAAGGUCAGGGGUACCUUUACCGUUACAUUGAAUAUGGAAUUCUUGAUGAAGACAACACAUACUACCAGGAGUGAAAUACAUGAUUGUGGGAACCUACUGUGAAGUAUUUGUGGGGCUCACAAGUUCCACAAGUUUAUUAGUUUUUCAAAUUGAGUAUCUUAGGAUGCAGCACUUUCAACUAAUAUCAAACAAUGGAGACAUUUGCAACAAUUUCAAGUUAUACACAAUAUAUUUUAAGUUUGUACAGUAGUUUUUUUAUGUAUUAUUUAUAUGCAUUAACCCGAGGUAUGACUGUACUAGUUUACUGAAUUUAAUGUAUGCAUUUGCAUUAAACCAACUAUAUAUAUGCAACUUUUACUCUUCUUAAGGCUAGGAAGACUGGGAUUUUUCAUAUGUCUUUCCAAAAUUAUUUGCUAAAACUAUUGAAUUCAUAUUCACUGCAGAAAAAUUCUACACUUGGGCCAGUGAUAUUUCUCUACUGCUUUUUUUAGCAGGAUAUUUAUGUCUAGAUCUACAGUAUACAUGAGCGAAAUGGCCUGUAAAAAGUAUUGACGAAUUUGGGCAUAGACCGAUUUAAAAUAUUGUCAGUAGCCUGUAUUGUGUUGUCAGCUGAAACAGUACUGCCCCAUUACUGCAUCCUUAACAAGAAAGCGGAUGGUUUUGAUGCUGAAAUUCUGCUGAUUCAGUAUUGUACUUCAGCGCCCCCACCCCAGCAUCCCUAAUUAUUCCUUUGACUGACUAAAAUCCAACUUGGCAAGCUCAGCUGCUGUACCAUCACUUCUCUUCAUGCAUUGUUUGUUGCUGUCAUGGGUCAUCAAAUCAUGAGUCAGAUAAUGUUCUUGCUUGGUCCAUCAUUUAGUUUAUCUAAAUUUCGGAAUGGUUUGAUUGCCUUCAUAAUCCUCCCAUUGUGUUUGUAAUGCACGGCUAGGAAAAGUAGCUCAUGAAAACUGCUUGUUAGAUUUCACAUCACUUUUCAGGCAAUUAUUACAUCCCAAAACCUCUCUCGUCAAUUUAGAGAGAGAGAGAGGUUUUGCCAUCAGACUUAACAAUAAUAAUAAGAGUACAGAGUAGUGACCUAUAUAAGGGCAUGCAUACCCAGAUGGGGCCAGGCUGAUCUUCCCUCUCUGCUAGUGUCUGUGGUUGAAUAGUGGUUGGUGACUGUUGUGCCUUUGGCUGACGGAUGGGGCCAGAAUGUCCCAUCUCUGCCCACCCCACCCACUAAGCUACUGCAUUCAAAGAACAAUUGACAGUUGGAGCCGGGUAUUCUUUCUAGUGGAGAGGGAAGGUGGGAGGCAGGGAGUGCCUUCCGGCUGCUCCUAGUCUGGCCCAUAGAUGGGACCACACUGGUCUCCCCCCUUGCCGCAAUGUUCUUCUGGCAGGCAAGAAGAAAUAGACCGUCUCAGUGGGUCUAUGUUCCCCUGGGCACUCCCAGACUCCCCCAACUUACCUUUCCUUUGCCUCUGCAGUCCCAGGCCAACUUUGGCCCAUUUGCCUGGGGGAGUGUGUUUAAUUGCCCGAGACUUCUGAAUAGGUAACACGUCUUCAUUGAGAUGAAAAGUUUAUUAGAAAUAGAUUCAUUCAGUCAGUCUAGAGUCGUGAAUAUAGAUACGAGAAGGAAUAACAGGAUGGAGCAGAUGUGGGUGGAACUUCGUUAGGUAUGCACCAUUAUGGCAUGAAACAUGGAGUGGUUGCUUGACCUUGAUUCCCCAAUUAAUUCCUCCAUGAUCAGGCUUUAUUGUUGCAUACUCCACAGAACGAGUGGUAUUGACCAUGUGGGACAUACCGUAUUUUUCCGUGUAUAAGACUAGGGGUUUUUAACCAAAAAAUUAGGUUUCAAAUUGGGACUCGUCUUAUACACGGGUAGUGCUGAGGGGUGUUUUCUUAAUCUGGAGUCCCCCAAAAUAGGGGGUGUCUUAUGCAUGGUGGCACGGAAAAAUACGGUGUGUUUGAAUGCUCUCCCGCAAAAUGUCCUAGCAAGCAGAUUUAAAACAAGAAGGAAAGGGGCCGGUUCAAAUCAUUGUUAUAUAGCAAGUGGCCCGUGUAUUUAUUAAACAAUGUUGCAGAUUUGACCACUAAGCCCAAGGUACAAGUCAAUAAACUCAAUUUAUCCUCGUUUCAUUCUUUUCAUUCUUCUUUCAUUCUUUACCCAGGCCUUACACCUACUUGUCACAUUGUAUAUAUGUUUUCCAUAUGUAUUCUUUUUUACUCAUGGGAAGUUCUUGUUUAAAAUGCCCCCUUUAGGUCUUUUUUUUUUUAAAAGACAGGCAUGUUGUGAGAUUCACUGGACAAAAAAAAAAUACAAAGAAAAGACACUUUAAUUUGACAUAUCUGGUAGAAGCCAACCAUUCAGCUUUGAGAUUAAAAUGUAGCACAACCGUAUUUAUAUUCAGGUUAUUUAAUGCUAACCAAGUUAUUCCUGAAUUUGUCCCAUGAUACUGUUUUGGGUGAGCUGGACCCACUUUCCGUGCUCCUUGUAUGAGGAGGUUCAAGUAUUGGCAGCACUAGGCUUCCAAAAAGAAAAGGAGUCCCUAUUGCUCCCUAAGAAAAAUGCAAAAAUCAAGUUGGAUUUUUAUUAGCCCUAGCCAAAAUAGUCAGUAGAUUCCCUAGAAAACUCCGUGUUUAAGCAAAGCAAUGAAAUGCUGACUUGCUGUUUAAGUUGCAGUGAGCAAUCCUAAAAUGGCAUGUAAAAGGAGAUAUCACCUAGUAGAUCGCAGUCUAAUUAAGUCUGCUAUGCAGCAUUUGGAGCUGCUGUGACAAUCACGGCUGAACUCCCCUUUUUGAAAACAUGAAAUCUAGCACUCACCCAGAGAAGGCUGGAGGCUUGACUUGUGGAGAAGUCAAAAGCCUUCAUUUUUACCUUUUAGUUGGCCCUAGUAAAGAUAUCCCCAGCUGUGGAAUUCACCUAAAUUGAGCCAUCUAGUGGUGAGAUAUGUUUUGUUUGUGAAGGUAAUAAAUGCCUCUCAAAUACAACCUUUCCUGUAGUGGAUUUGCUGUGUUAGUAGCAGAUUAUAAACUGUAAAGCAAUUUCAGAAAUUCUGGGAUAAGAUGGAAUCUCUAGGGACAGUGUCCAGCACUUCUGCUGAUUUCAGUAGGCUUAUUCAGUUUAUGCUUGUGGAUCUUAACCAUUGUAUCUGCUAUGGGUCUAUUAGAAGGAAAUACUGUAGCUCAAAAGGACAACAUGACAAAAGCCAGGUACAGAAGUGACUUUUCAACAACUUUGUAUGCAAACAGACCUGUUCCAAUGUGCCUAUUUUUCAAUCUACAAAAUGUGCUGCCAGACUUUGUGGAUUUUGCUAGAGAAAGGAGUCAAUUUGCAGUUCUGGCUUGCAGAAUAUAUAUGAGUUUGCCAUCCAUAACAGCUUCACGUAGAGUAAAAUGGUUCUCUUUUAUUUAAUGGGAUGAUUGUCCAUAAGCUUAUCUGUGCAGAUACAAGGACAUGGCAGCAAGCAGAUGCUUUUACAGUGGUACCUCGGGUUACAUAUGCUUCAGGUUACAUACGCUUCAGGUUACAGAUUCCGCUAACCCAGAAAUAGUGCUUCAGGUUAAGAACUUUGCUUCAGGAUGAGAACAGAAAUCAUGCCGCAGCGGCAGUGGGAGGCCCCAUUAGCUAAAGUGGUGCUUCAGGUUAAGAACAGUUUCAGGUUAAGAACAGAACGAAUUAAGUACUUAACCCGAGGUACCACUAUACUUAUAUUGAACAUAUUAGCUUGUACUUUUGAAAAGUGCAAAUCAAAUCAUAGUAGUUUGCUUUGGGAUUUUUAGGCUUGAUAGAAGAGCAACACUUCCACCACGAUUUCAGAAGGAGCUUCAGGGUCACCCGUCAAAAAACGUACCUGUGGACUUCAAUGGUAUGUUACCAGAGGGCCACAAAACCUUGACUGCUAAGCCAAGCCACACUUCAUGGGUGGGCGGGUGGUUUUAUGUACUUAAACAGAACUCAUGGUAAAAUCAAACAUUUUGGUGUUCAUGCAAGCAGUUCCAUUGGACAUAAUUCUGCUCUUAAUACCUAGUAAGAAAAUACAUAACUUGGCAAGGUAAUGUAGAAUGAAUAGACGUGGAUUAUCAACCAAGUAAACAUUUCCUAAAAGCACCAACCGUUUCAGUAUAUACUUCUUAGACUGCUCCUGUGCUCGGUUAGUUAGGAGUAAGCUCAUUUAAAUUUGUGGUUUACUUCUGAGUAAACAUGAAUAGGAUGAUGCUGUAAAGGACAUUGUUAAACAAAUGCUUAAAAGACUGUCCGUUCUAUUGGAACACAACCUUUCCACUGGUAAUUAAAAGCCAAAGUAUCUUUCCAAAGUAUUAUGAUUGUACAAUGUUUGCUCAUUGUGAGCACCAUCAAAAGAGAGAGAGAGAGAAGACCCUUGCCCAACCCUGCAAUAUUAGUUUCCUCAUUCACCUUUUUAAGUGGCUAGGUGGUUUCCUUUUCGUUUAGUCUAGCUAUACUUGAAAUAUCUCAAAGCUCAGUAUGAACUGGGAUUGAAAAUACUUGCAAGCUCAGAUAAAGAAAUGAAGCUCAAACAUAUUUCCUACAAACUUGAUAUUUACCGUAUUUUUCGCCCUAUAGGACGCACUUUUUCCCCUCCAAAAAUGAAGGGGAAAUGUGUGUGCGUCCUAUGGGGGCGAAUGCAGGCUUUCGUUGAAGCCUGGAGAGCGAGAGGGGUCGGCGCGCACUGACCCCUCUCGCUCUCCAGGCUUCAGGAAGCUCUGCGCAACCCUUGGGAGACUGGCGCGACACCGGUCUCCCAAGGGUUGAGCAGAGCUUCCUGCAUUCCAAAGCCUGGGGCGCGCUGAAGAGCGCGCCCGGGCUUCGCGCAGCUCUCCGCAAGCCUGGGGAGACCGGCACGACUUCCCGCCGGGCUCCCUAGGCUUGCGGAUAGCAAGCUGUUCUGGGGGCUGGGGCUGGGGGAAGCUCGGGCUUCCCCCGCGCCAGCCCCACGCCUGGGGGGGGGGGGAUUUUCUUUAUUCCCCCCCCAAAAAAACUAGGUGCGCCCUAUGGGGCGAAAAAUACGGUAGCCUGGUUAGCUUUAGCUUUAGCCUGGUUAGUUUCCCUAUUGUGUCAUCAUCUUUAGAGCGUUCACUCUAGGGAGAGACAAAGGAAGGAACCUUUGACAGAGCAGGAAAGAACAGUUGCCAUGGUGAUGGUUGCCAGUAUAUUUUUUAUGUUAAGAGGAUGCCCAGCACAGAGAACUCUUCCAUAGCCAUCUUCAGUGUAGUGUCUCAAACAUACUGUUGUUUAUAUGAAUAUGUUAACAGAUUGAAAAAUUAAGCCAGUGUUCUAGACUAUUUAACAUUUGUAUAUUUUAUAUUUGUAUAUUUAUAACAUUUGUAGCUUUUAUAUUUAAUGUUUAAUAUUUUAAAAGGAAAGUUUUAAAAAGCUAGCUACCAGCUUGGAGGAUUCCGGUAAGAUUGUCAUAGCCACCAACAAAAAGGGAUUCAGCUAGUUGCUACAGUGGCACUGUGGGUUAAACCACAGAGCCUAGGACUUGCUGAUCAGAAGGUCGGCGGUUCGAAUCCCCACGACAGGGUGAGCUCCCGUUGCUCGGUCCCUGCUCCUGCCAACCUAGCAGUUCAAAAGCACGUCAAAGUGCAAGUAGAUAAAUAGGUACCGCUCCGGCGGGAAGGUAAACGCUGCUCUGGUUUGCCAGAAGCGGCUUAGUCAUGCUGGCCACAUGACCCGGAAGCUGUACGCCGGCUCCCUCGGCCAAUAAAGCAAGAUGAGUGCCGCAACCCCAGAGUCAGUCACGACUGGACCUAAUGGUCAGGGGUCCCUUUACCUUUUUACAAAUGUGCUGCUGCUGGACUAGAACAAUGGCUUUACCGUGUAUCCUUUUAAAAGAAGAAAUGCUGUCUUCCAAAAGUUUGUGUUCUUGCUUUUCAGAAAAUGCAAAAGAAAUGAGACAACUCGUGCCACUUCAGCCUCCUUAUCCUUCAAAUACCGAUAUAUAUGAGAUUCAGAGAAGAGUUAAAGAGAUUCUAAAUCAAUGCAGCAAUGGAAUAUGUUUAUCAAAGCUACCGUAUGUGUACAGAGAGACUUAUCGGGAGGACUUAAAUACAGCCUUGCUCCCUCAAUUUGAGAACUGGCCUCACAUUUGUGUGGUAGGUGUCAGCUUUUACCAGAGUGGAUAAGAACUGGUUUAGACAAAUCCCAUUUCUUGGUUUGAAUAAUAUUAAAAAAAAAAAUCAGGUAUACACAAUAUCUCAUUAAAAAUGGGUUUAACUGCAAAUUUUAAUUUAAUACAAAAAGGGCCUACACAAUCCCAGCUAAAAUAUGACUCUCAACACUGAAUUAAAUGUUGCUUUUCUAUGUGGAACCAAGAAUGGUGGCCAACUGCUGAGGUUAAGCAAUAUAAAUGAUGCUAAGGCUGCAAUCCUCUAUUAUCUAGCUGGCCACAAAGGAUCUGUGGAAGUUUCCUAGUUAAACAGAUACAGGCUCAAAUACUUAAGUUUGUGUUAAAUCUUAAUACAGCCCAGGAAGGCAUAUAAUUCAUUUUGGAUGUCUUUUUGACCCCAGUCAAGAAUGCAACUUGGAAAUAUCCCAUUUUCCUUUUUGGCUAAUAAGUACUAUCCUUGCUUCUGGAAAGUUCUAGACACUCACCCCCCCCCCCCCAGUUGUAGACAUGUUUACUCAGAAGUCAAUCUCACUUUAUUCACUGGGAUUACUUUAAAAUGAGUGUGCAUAGGAUUGCAGCUUUACACUUCAAGAUUUUUUCAUGUGCAAAGAGAAGUAAAAUAUGUAUGCAGGUGUAACUUUGCCGCGUGAAGGCUUUGUGGGUUGUAUAGCCAAAGGGCUUCAGUUGUGUUCCUAGGGUUGUAUAAAGGCUUUAUUCCAGCCCCGUUCAGGCAUUCAGUUCACACAAUCAGCUGUUGUGUGGAGGGGGAGAGCACGGCUACAUCCACUGGUUCUGUUGGCCCUACUGACCGUACGUCAGCUAUAUAUAUGCAAAAUUGUGUUAUUUUUAGAAUAUGUGAAGAUGGUUUUCUUGUGUUCAGAAAUGUUUUUGCUUUUAAAACCUGUCUUUCGUUCUGUGUUCAUCUCGUGUUUACCACUUUGACGGCUUUAUGCUGUUAAUAAAAUGGUUGAAUCAGCUAAAUUUGGCAGUGAGCGUUUGCAGAGGGGUGGCUGCUCCUUAUGCGUAGCAGGCUUCCCCUUGUAGUGUGUCAUCGUGAUUGUGAAGGGUUGUACUCCACAAGGAAAAGCAAUGCAGAUAAAGCGGACGCCCAGGUGGGGGUGGGGGGCAGAAGUUGUGCUCCUUCUCUCCUGCUCUGUGCAAUUAUUUGUGUGACUUGAAUGCCUGAAGUCAGUUUCAGUUGCAUGCUAAGUUAAUGGCUAUAGUCACUCAGGAUGGACAGUUGUUUUUUAAACAGUACAUUUGGAAAGGAGACAGUAAUUGAACAAAUCGUGUUUACAUUUUUUAUUUGUUUUUAAAAAAUGCAUCCGUACUUGCUUUUCCAGCAUAUCUAAUGCUACUCCUGGGAAUAAUCUAAAAAUAGCACUAGCCUAUAAUCUGCAGCAGGGGUAGGCAUUGUGGUGCCUACAGUUAUUGUAGACAUCACCUCCCAUCAACCCUGGUUGUCUCUGGCCAUUGGCAAUCCUGACUGUGGCUGAUAGGCCUUGUAGUCCAAAAGCUAUAAAAUCAUCCAUGUUGACUACCUUUGAUCUACUGUAAGCCAAUUUCAGACUGUUCAUUUUGAGUGCUUUUCCAUUUUGCAUGCAAUAAAGGUAGAUUUCGCCCUCAUUUAAAAAUGCUAAUCAGAAUGCGUAUAUGAGCACACAUAUGGUUUUCUGCUCUUACAUUUGCCCUUAUACUCUUAAAUGGAUAUAAGAAAUGUUAUUUAUAAGUAACGUAUCAGCAUGUUGACAUACCAGCCAGUUUUGGUGGAAUGCAGAUAAGCUAUAUUCUUUUUGCUUUCAUCAAUCUGUAGCCGUACUGAAUGCUUCUCAGUUCUUAAAAUAUGUGAGCAUCUUAGCACAAGCCUAAGCACACUUUGAAAUAUUCUAAUCAUCUGCUCAUUUAUACCCAAAUACACACAGGUCCCAGUUCCCAAACGCAGUGUGUUCCCGGGAAUUGUUCAUAACUCACAUAAUGAGUCCACAAUUUCCAUUGGUUCCUAUGGGAACCUUUCUAAUUGGGGAUUUGUCCAGUCUCUCCACGGUUUCUUCCUGAAACAGCUAUAGCCAACCAGCAGAAGAGACAAAGGAAGACUUAUUUAUCCGAUCUCCCCCACACACACCCUGCAUGGUUUCUUCCUGAAAAUGUCUGCCACUGGCCAGCAAAACACAAGCAAGGAAGUGGGCAAACACUGGAUGUUCAGAUACCUGAAUCUGUGGAGUGUAUUGCAAAGUUUGGGCAUAAUUCUUUGUUUGGAUAAGUGAAUUUUCACAUAGUGAGAGGGUGGGUAGCAGGACCUGCAUGUAAACACAUGUAUGAAUAACAGCAAGCUUCAGUUGUUAAAGAUAAGCAAUGUUUGUAAGAGGGACACCUUGAGCAAUUGAACAGUGCUUGACCAUGAGCCACACCUACUUUCAUAAGGGUGAGAUUAUUCCUGCUUUAAACUACCUGGAGAUCUAAAACUAAAUCAAAUCCAACCACAGUUGGAAAAGCACAGUAGAAUUUUUUUUUCUGUUGAGAUGAAAUAAACCUGUGCUAAUUUGACAUGGUUUUUAGUACAGCUGCAGAAAACAAAGCUGUUUCAUGUAGGGGUGAGUGAAUGUGACGAGGUGGUGAGAAAACAAAAGGUUAGUCAAAACCGAUGGUGGUCAGUGUACUUAGAAGUAAAUGGCCCGUCUACAGACAUGUGUGGAAGCCACUUUUGAAUUGCCCGCAAUGCUCCAAUUCAGUAACGUAGCUGUUUUUGUAACCCUCCUGCUUUCUCUCAAAAGACAGAGAAGGUAUGUUCUGGUGGCCUUAGGGAUAUAUUCCUCUACCCUGCUGCAAAAACACAGCCUUUGGUGAAGGGUGUCUCAAGCCAAGAAGGAAGCCUUCAGCCCCCCUUAGUAAAACAGACUGUAGAGACCAAAGUAGAUGCGCCCCAGGAGGAUUUCAAGCAGAAAAUUGCCGCCAUCUUGUUAAAAUAUUCCAAUGGCCUUUGGGCGAAUGCUCUCCCCAAAGUGUAUGAAGACACAUACAAAGCACCAUUACCUCAGGAUAUUCUGAAAAGUCUUGACGCCCUCUCGGAUAUAUGUUCAGUGGAUUACAUAUCUGGCAACCCCAAAAAGGCCAUUCUCUAUGCAAAGUCGAAAAAGCACACGGACGAGAACCAGAAUGUGACUGACAAAACCCACGCAAAUGAAGUUCUAGUGAGACCAGCCGAGCAGCAUCCCACCACGAUCAAGCACGAAUCCCAAGAGGAGUAUUCGGAGAACAUGACCGUGCCUCCGUUAAUUAUCCCAGCAGAAACAUCACCAUCUGUGCUGGUGGUGGAACUGAGUUCGACAAAUGAAGUUGUUGUCAGGUAAGAUUACUGUCCCGGUCUUCCCUAAUACUCCUGUAGUAGUGCAAUGGGGUUAUCUCUUCAACUGUCAGCACACCAGCCAUUCAAUUGAAGGAGAACAGAUUAAGAAAAUGAAAAAUCUAAAGAUUUACUCUGGUGUUCACUUUAAAAAUACGGUCUGGCAGGACCAUCUUGUGCAUGUCUGCUUAGAACAAAGUCUCAUUAAGUCUGUAUAAGAGUGCACAUUCCAUUUGUUAUCAACAUGUUUAAGCUUAAAAUCUCUUAACUGAACCGAGGGAGCCUUUUCUUCAUGAAAGAGUGGCCAGAAGCCAACUUCUGAGGUUAAACAUUGCAAAUGACACAAGUAUUUAAUAGUCCCUUGGUCCAGUAGGAAGUUCAUAAUAAGUAUGAACUUCCUAUUGGACCUAGGGACUAGUAAAUUUGAGGAUGUAGAUGACACAUUCCUAUAUUGUGGCAGGAUCCUCCACUGAGCCCAUAAGAGUACAAGGUUGUGUUCUUAGCCCUCAGACUAUCUAGAAUGUGUUCAAUUGUGAAAUUACUGUUAUUUAUAACUUUAACAACCAGAUAUCAUGGACAAUUCACUUGUUGAAACUUUUUUAUUCAGCAACUACCAUCUCUUCUCAACAUUUAUUGGAGCUCAAUCCCAUGCAUAUUUACUCAGAAGUAAAUUCCGCUUUGUUCAGUGGGACUUUUUUCCAAAUAAGUGUGUAUAGAAUUGUUUCCUUAGCCUUUGAGUAAGUGAUUUUGCUUGCUGUCCUCGCAUGCCCACACACUACCUUGUCAAGAUGUAGACAAAGGGUAUGAAAAGUAUAUGCAUGUAAGCUCCACGGCCAAAGCAUUGUGCAUGUAAGUUACAUAAAGGCUUUGCUUAGUUGCAGUCAAAUACGUUUUGUUAGAUCUAUCAGCUAGUAAGUACAGCAUGUGAAAGAGAAAGAGCUGCCAUUAAUUCACUUAAUUUGCACUCUCUGCCUUGGCUCUCUUUUGGGAAGAGAGGUGUCUCUUUUGAGGCGUCUGCCACAUACGGUUGAUUUGCAGUCUUGUGAUGACAGAUUGUCAUAAGCCACUCUUACCUUGGGACAAUUUGGCAUACAGUCAACCUUGGUAGUUGAAUGUAAUCUGUUCUGGAAGACCAUUCAACUUCAGAAACAUUCAGCAACUGAGGCGCGGCUUCUGAUUGAUUGCAAGAGCUUCUUGCACACAAGCGGAAGCCACGUUGGACAUUCGGGAGAUGAAACGUACGAUAAUGGAGGCAUUCAGGAACCGAGGUUUGACUGUAUCAACAAUGGAGUCCAUUACAUGCCUGUAAUGUUGCUUUUGAACACUUGGACAAAUUAUGAAUAUUGUUCUAAAAAAAAAACCAACCAGCAAUAAAAGAGUUGGUGUAAAUAUUGAGAAUAUGUGAAAUCUUUCUACUCUUUGCAGUAUAAAUAUUAAGAUCAGACUUGCAGUGAAAUUGGAUUUACACACACCUAUGCUCUCUUAUUCCUGCCAACCUAGCAGUUCAAAAGCACGUCAAAGUGCAAGUAGAUAAAUAGGUACCGCUCCGGCAGGAAGGUAAACGGCAUUUCCGUGCGCUGCUCUGGUUUCGCCAGAAGUGGCUUAGUCAUGCUGGCCACAUGACCCGGAAGCUGUACGCCGGCUCCCUCGGCCAAUAAAGCGAGAUGAGCACCGCAACCCCAGAGUCGUCCACGACUGGACUUCAGGGGUCCUUUGCUUUUUUUUUUAAUGCUCUCUUAUGUGAUUCCAUACAUUCCUGUUUCAAGAAGCAAGAAAGUUGUAGGAUGACACACUUCAGUUUAAGAGGAGAUCUAAGGCAUUAAAAAAACUCACUUGUGCACAAAAUAGCAUGUAAACUGUGCCUUAAUAGCUACACCAUGUAUAUGUAUUCCACUGUGUAAGUGUGCACUCUUAGAAUCUAGCCUCCAUGCAGCCUGCGCUAAUCUGUUUCUACACCCUUUUUGCCUUAAAAUUAUUCUGGGGAAGGGGGGAGAUGUUACAUAACGCCUUAUGUAAACACUUUUGCACUUGUUACCACUUUUGUUGUUGUGAUUUAUACCAACUAUCAUUUCUGCUUGAAAUCCCGUAGGUAUGUGGGCAAAGACUAUUCUGCUGCCCAGGAAUUAAUGGAAGAGCAGAUGAAGGAUUGGUAUGGUCGGAACCCCUCAGGUUUGCAGAUACAGUCUCCUAAAGUUGGACAGGUUGUUGCUGUGCCUGCAGUAGAAGAUGCUUGGCUGCGUGCACAGAUUACUUCGACAGACGGCAAUAGGAUAAAGGCAAGUGCAUUAGGUUUCUGGGGUAAAAAGGGUGUUAAAAUCAGAUGAAAGUGCUAGUCUCUCAGUUGAUUGCAAUAGCUGCCUUGGACACUUCUUACAAAGUGGGAAAGUAGGAUAGUAUUUGCUUAAAUAAAUAAUAAUGAUAAUGUCUCCUAAGGUUUUUUUGGGUGGGUGAGGAGUGUUAAAUUCUUCUAAGGCAAACUAAUAAUUGCAGCAUUUGAGCUCUAGCAAAUGACCAAGAACAGAGCCUUUCUGGGAGAUCUCAGCAUAGUAAUACGAUGCAGUGAUUUUUUUUGUUGGAUUACAGUUGCUCUCUUUAGAUUCAGAUGAAAAUGGAGCUGUGGAUCUUUUAUAUCUGGUCAAAAAUCCCUUGCAUCUACUGCUUCUGCUUACAAGCUUGUAGUUAGUAGUGUUUGAGAGAGGAUGGGUGGGGUCCAAUGUUCCUACUGCAGUCAGCAAAACAUUAGGGGGUUCAACUGACUCAGCCACCAGAUGUAUUUGACUUGCAUCAGUCAUGUGUAUAAAUUCAGAAACUGGCUAGGGAAGAGGAUCACUGCUUCCCUUUCAUUCCAGGAUCCCCAAUACCUGCAAAACAGGCCAGGGUGGCUGGAGUGAUGGCAAAAAACCUCUCUCUCUUGCCAGCUCUCACCUAAGAUGUUGAUGUCAACCCCCUACCCCUGAUGCACUGUUCAGUCCCUCUUGGCUUCUUUGAGCUGAGGAGCUGAACAAGGAGGGAAAUAGAGAUCAGGUCAUACAAGUGUUUGUGGAUUUUACUGACUGCAAUUCUGUCUGUAUGCGAAGAAGAAGGGAUCAGUAAGAGAGUGGCUACUGCCACAUCCUCCUUGUUCAUGGGCUCUCCCCAGCAUACUGACAAGUGGUUCUCAUCUAUACACUCGGAAACAUUAAACACUACUUGGGUGACUUGUUCUUUAUAUAUGUGGGGGAAGGCUUGUUGUGCCUCCGAUGAAGGAUUAGGAUUUCUGCAAUAAGGGCAUUUCCCUGUAUGGAUAACAUGGUAAGUGCCCUUCCAUCAGCCUCAACUGUAAGUUGCGAAUCUCCAUGUGAUUUCAUAGUAUGUAUGGCUUAGGAUGGCAGCUUCGAAUAUGAAAACAAACAUUCAAUUUUUCACUGCAUGGAGGCCUAUAAGGAGGGAUCUUGGAUAUUCAGGGCCAGAUUCAGCUAACUAGUCCCACCAGCAGAAGCCUGACUAAGGACUUCCACUAAUGAAGCAAUGCUCCCCCACCCCGUUGGCUCUGCAGGGGUCAGGAAAACCCCUGGAACAGUGCGCAGUAGGGAGGAGAGAACAAAUGGCUCUAUCAGACAAGCAUAAAUGCUUGCAUUGCUGGAGCAAAUCUAGCACUCUGCUGAAUUUCUCCCUCGGGGAUUUACAGUUAACUGCGAACUAUGGCAGGAAAAAGAACAGGGCCAACACGUUGUAGCACCAGUAAUGUGACCAAUGAAUAAGUCUUCCUUAUAUAACAUGGCUGUGUCUUUCUGUCUUUGUUCCGUCACUAGGUAUGCUACGUUGAUUAUGGCUUUAGUGAAACCAUUGAGAAUACCAGAGUGUGCAAACUAGCCAAGCAAUUCUAUUCACUGCCGUUCCAGGCUUCAAAAUGCAAACUAGCAGGUAAGAGAUGCGCCUUAGCCUUCAGCAUGACUACAGAAGCAGUUUGAACGUACUACAAACUAGGAGCAGGAAGGAAAGAAGGCUGUGCCUAACUCCAAAUAUUGCCAGCUGGGAUUGUAAAGGACUGCCCCACCUGGCAGUGCUAUCUUGCAGCUUUUAUAGUAAAGAGUGGGUGCAACAGCAUGAAGAGUGGUGGGUCUUCCCUAUGAAUAUGUUUCCUUGCAAUUUGUACUUAACUCCAGUGGAAGGUGUGUGUCUUUUUAAAAAACAAAAAACCUCUGGUAUAGUAAAGUCUCAUCUGGAUUUUUUAGACGUGCAUGUUCUUAUUUGGUGCAUUUUAACUUUGCAAACAGACAUGACAGGAAACGAUAUUAGUGUAUCCAGUGUGAUGUAGCGGUUAGAGUGUUGGACUAAGACUGGGGAGGCUUGGUUUCAAAUCCCCACUCAUCCAUGAAGCUCCCUGUGUGACUUGGGCUAAUUGUAGGUUAGCCGGAGAGAUUACAUCACAAGGUUGUUAUGAGAAUAAAAGGGGAAGGAACUGUGUAUGUUGCCUUGUGUUCACUGGAGGAAAGGCAAGAAAUAAAUGUAAUAAGUAAUGUUUUUGUUGUUGUUGUUUUUAAAAGUAAAACAUUGCACAAGAUGCAUGGGACAUUAAUGACUGCAUAGCCACUAGGAGUCUGAAAUUGGAAUUUCUUCUUUGUAUGCCUUGAAAGAGCAUUUCUCUGUUCUACAAGCAUCUUUGUGUGGUGGGGGAGAUGACAGCCCUCGUGAAGCAUAGUGUGGUUUCUGCUUUUAAAAUAUAAGCCUAUAUCCCUGCAAACAUUUUGAUGAUGUAUCAAUUACUGUGGGUAAUUUCUCACAUAUUUUGUAUAAUUCUGAUUUGCCAAGUCUGAGGAGGAAGCCUUAAGAGUACUGAAGCCCUGCCUUGUACCACUGGAAAUCUUAAUCAGCCACCUUUCUUUCUGGCUUGCAUGCCUUCAAAAGGCAUGCAAAUACAUUUUUAGAGUAGUAAGGGUUACAGAUUUGCUUAAAGCAAGGAGCUCUAAGGCGCAGGGAGACUCAGGUGAUGGUGGUAUACAUUAGAUGGACAAAAUAAGCAUCAAGAGAAAUCAGGUCCACCAAACAAGUGGAACGCUCCCCCAUUUUUGCUAUAAGCAAUGAUAGUCCAAGCAGCCAUACUGAGGCAAGAAGAUCUCUUUUGGAGAUGUCCGCAAAACCUACACUCUCCUCUUAACUGCCUUGCUUUAGGGUUAGAAGCCUUCUCGGACGACCCUGUGAUGGUGAAAGUGGUGGAGUCUCAAACCUGUGGCAAGAUAUUUGCUGUCGAAAUACUAGAGAAAAAUGACAUUCCCCUUGUCAUCCUGUACGAUACUUCAGGAGAGGAUGACAUCAACAUCAACGCUUCUUGCCUGAAGGCACUUUGCGAUAAAUCUCUUGAGCUUCGCCUUCAGGUACUGUUUUCAUCUGCUUGUAAAACCAGUAAGAUGAGUUGAGGGCACUUAAGUUGCAGCAUCCCAAAGGCAUGUUUUGUUUUUAACAGGUAGAUGCGCUCUAUACAAAUGUCCGAGUAACCAAUGUCUGUUCAGAUGGAACUUUAUACUGUCAAGUGCCAUCAAAGGGCCUGACCAAACUCUCUGAAGCUUUGCAGAAGCUGGAAAAUUACUUCCACCACAAGGUGAAUCUUGCUUUUAAUUUUGGUUGCCAACUGUACCUUCACAAAAGUCACCUAACAACCCCUUUGUUCACAAAUGAAGAAUGCUAGGGUUCCUAAUCAUUCAUUCUUGCUGAGUGAACACCACACACUUUUGCUGUUCACAUACUUACAGCUGUCGUGUCUUGAAGUAUUAAAUAUGUGCGCCAUGCAGUACUGCAUAUUUUCAUAUGUGGAAAUCCUUGUAAUGUCAGGAAAAGUAGUUCAGUCCUGAAAUCCCCGGAGCAAUUUUCAUGCUCGUGCCUUUUUACAGAUAAAUCCAGCUUGCGUUAUCCAGACUCAUAUUGCGCAAUAAAAUAGGGUUCCUCAGUAACAAUUGUUGCUUUCUUUGACUAGGCCAACUGCGCGCUAGCCGUUUCAGGACAGGUGAUCCCAUAGAGCACAGUUUCCCAAACUUGGGUCUCCAGCUGUUGCUAGACUACAACUCCCAUCAUCCCUCACUAGCAGGACCAGUGGUCGCAGAAGAUGGGACCUGUAGCCCAAAAACAGCUGGAGACCCAAGUUUGGGAAAACCUGCGAAGAGCAACCCCAGAGGCAUUUUUGUAGCACUGCAUAUGUCUAGAAAGUACAAGAUGCAUAUUUUUGGAGAUUGAUAGUGAUGCUUGUUCCUGGCUUCUCGGUGGUUCUUAAUCGUUUCUCUGGUGCUUCCCUUACCAGAGUGGAAAUCUGAAGGUAACUCAUCAAUGUGUGUGCUAGUAUUUUGGGGAAGAAAUCUAUAUAGUGGAAUUGCUGCAGGUAGGGUUAGGUAUGUUCUCCCUUUUGGUAACUUACUUGAGCUAUACUGCACUCCUUACCUGCACAUUUGGCUGCUGCAUUGUGACUACUUAAAAAGACUUUGCUUCUUUGUUCCAGCAGGUAACAGAGCAUUCGGUAUCGCUCCCCUACUGUGGCAAGAUCUGUCUCCUUAACUGUAAAGGAAAGUGGGCACGUGUGGAGGUAGGGCAUGUGGUGUCACUAACAAAUGAACUGCAAAAAAAGGUUCAAAUAUUCUAAUUCUCUGAUAUUCUAAAUGGACUACUUAUUUGUACAUUCAAUUCUAGACUAAAAUUUGGGGUUUUCGCUACCUUGUACUAUUUAAUGGGUUUAAGCAGUGCCACUGCCAUUAGUUAACAAUAAGCGCACAGUUUGUUGCUGUUUUCAUGAGCCAUUUUCUGGUGAAGCAGAAUCCUGACAGUGCCAUGGGAUGGAACACUCUCUCCCAUUUCACACAUUAUUAUAGGAAAGAGUUUUAAUUGAGUGAAAACUGCUUCAAGCUUAAGUAUUUGAGAAACUGGCAGCUAGUGAAAUAAGUAGAAUGGAACCAAAAUAAAAGCUGAAAACUAGUUGUGAAAUGUUUGCUGAUCUUUUGCUUGCUGCUUCUCAGAGAAUGCUGGUAAGUUGCUGUCUGCAAUUUAUACUGAUCGCAGCCUUGGGUUCAGUAGCUGACAUGUCCUUCACCUUCAGAUUUCUAAGAAGCUUGGUUCCUUUUCGCUGUGAAAAAAUAUAUAUAUGGGGCUCCCCACAAAGCAGGACUUGCAUAGUCUAGGCUCUGAAUGGCAAACCAGUAGAUGAUGUUGGAUUCAGCUGUGCCAGCAUCUAGAUGGGAUAGUUUUUUGUAUUGUGCCCUGGUUUUGUUUCAUUGCCUUGUAUACUUACCUAAAUGCGGCACUGUGACAUAUUUAUUUACCGUAUUUUUCGCCCUAUAGGAUGCACUUUUAGGACGAAUGCAGGCUUUCGCUGAAGCCUGGAGAGCAAGAGGGGUCGGUGCGCACCGACCCCUCUCGCUCUCUAGGCUUCAGGAAGCUAUCCCCCUAGCCCCGCAAGCUCCCAGAGCAAUAGUGAAGCUGUGCGCAGCUUUGGGAUCGCUCUGGGACCCGUUCUGGGGGCUGGGGACGGGGGAAGCUCGUGCUUCCCCCGGCCCGCCCUGCGCCUGGGGGUGGGGGGAAUAAAUUUCCCCCCUUUAUUUCCCCCCCUCCCAAAAAAACCUAGGUGCGUCCUAUGGGCCAGUGCGUCCUAUAGGGGCGAAAAAUACUGUACUUUGAAAAGAUGUUAUUGGAUUGCAGUCUGUGCCAGCCCCCAGCCUACAUGUCUGACUAGGGGAGAGUUGGAUUCACCUGGAGGGUCACAGGUUCAUUAUCCUUGGUGUGGACCACUGGCUUGAAGCUUUUUACAGUGGUGCCUCGCAAGACGAAAAGAAUCCGUUCUGUGAGUCUCUUCGUCUAGCGGUUUUUUCGUCUUGCGAAGCAAGCCCAUUGACGGAUUAGCGGAUUAGCGCUAUUAGCGGCUUUUAGCGGCUUUUAGCGGCUUAUCAGCUUAUCGGAUAAGCAGAUAAGCGGCUUAGCGGCUUAGAAAAAGGGGGGGGAAGGGGGGAAAAAACGCAGGAACUCGCAAGACAUUUUCAUCUUGCGAAGCAUGCCCAUAGGAGCUUCGUUUUGCGAAGCACCUCCGAAACGGAAAACUCUUUCAUCUAGCGAGUUUUCCGUCUUGCGAGGCAUUCGUCUUGCGGGGCACCACUGUAUCUUUCAAUGAGAAAGAGUUCUAUGCUAAUAAGAUGCUUUAAGCCCAGAGCUUUCCAAACUUUUCAAGUUGGUGAUGCACUUUUUGGACUUGCAACAUUUCACAACACAGUUUUGCAUCCUUUUGCGAUACAGUCAUUCAGUUUUAUUAGCCAACUGGAGGUUAAAUUUACCCCUUUCCAGCCCCUAGAGGAGCAUGGGCAAUGUUCACAUAACACACUGCAGCCAACACAGUAAUGUGUCGCGGCACAGUUUAGAAAGCUCUGCUUUAAAAGUCAAUCUGAAUAUGCAUUAUGCUGUCUACAGAAUUGCAGAGAUGCUGACUAAGGCCCCAGCCUCAGGGUGCCCAGCGGCAUGUGCACAUAACAUCAUGUUGCAUGCACAUGCUGCCGCUGCUCUCUGGCACCACUUCUGUGUUUCCACGACAGCGGGGAGGGGGGUGGAGCACGUCCGCGCCUGUAGUGGACCCCAACAGAGGCCCUGUGGUGGAGGCCCUGGUAAUGCUGGAGAGCCAGAAGUCAGGCAGCAGGUGAAGGCUGGGCACCCACAGCGAAAGGUUUGUGGGUGCCCAGGCACCCAGGGCCCACUGGAAUUGGCACCAGUGCAAGAUUGUCUGGUGAAUCUUAGGCGGCAUAAUGAUCCUUGGACUGCCUAAUUGCUUAAAGGACCAUUCCCACCAUGAUCUUUCAUAAUGAGCUUUCAAAGUGGGCAUAUUUCCUUUUAGACCAGGGCUGCUAACCUGGCCUGAUUCAGCCCACCCAAACAGAUUUUUAUGGCCCCCAAGACCCCACUGGUUUUGUUGGUAAAGCGAUGGGGAAGUAGUGUGUGUGUUUGGCCUCUGUGUGUGCAUGUAAGAAUGUACAUGCGGCAGUGUUGGGUGACCACACCGUUGCAUGCAGCCUCUGGAAGGGUGGCCGAGGAUGAAUGCAACCCUCAGACCCAAAAUGGUCAGCCACUGUUACUUCAUACAGGCUGGAUUCAGUUCAGCAGGGAUUUCCCACUGCACUCCCCCAAAAUUGGCUCCGGGGGGGUAUACCCUCAGAAGGGUAUGCCAGGGAAGAGAAGGAUAACCUUAGCACAACACUGAAUUCCACUCUGUGUUAAAAUAGGUUUCUCUAUUCUCGUAUUUUGCUUCGUUUCCUUGACGCAGAUAACCAGUGUUCAUAGUAGCCGGGCUCUUGACGUUCAGUUUAUGGAUACUGGAACAGUAGCAUCUGUAAAAGUAGUAGAGCUAAGAGAGAUUCCCCCGACGUUUCUGCGUGAAGUCAUUGCAAUACCACCUCAGGUAUGAAUUUUUGUUAAUCGCUUACUGUUCCCAGGAGCUUGCUGUGUAGACAUCAUCCGUGUUACUCACGUGCAUUUCAGUGUAACCUGAAUAUCAUUGUAAUUAUAUUGUAUGAUCGUUUUAGGCAACAAAAUGCUGCUUGGCUGACCUUCCUCUUAAUAUUGGCAUGUGGACUCCAGAUGCUGUGCUUUGGCUGAGAGACACAGUAUUAAAUUGUCCUGACUGCAGCAUUAAGGUAAAAAUACGCCUGUUCGUUGCUUAAAAUUCAAGGUGCAGGAUGUUCUUGAAUGUCUCUUGCAAAGCCAAACUGUACCACUCUUAGUUCAUGUGCUUUGCUAGUUGCAGUCAUAAAUGAAGGACGUUGAUUGAUGAACAGUUCCUUUUUGUAGCCACCAUAUCUCCAUAUGAUAUUGUCAUGUACAGCUAACCCACAGGUCUUCAUGAGAGCAGGAGGAAUUGUGAUAAUGUAACAAUUACAUUUACAAUAUGAUUCUGCUGCAGAUAUAUUUUUUUUGAAGCAAAGUGUUAACCAUAGAUGUGCUCUAAGGGUUACCAGAGUCCAUAUUUUUCUCUGUUAAAAGCAGAGCAGCAGACUUAGGUUGGAGCAGUGCAGUCCUUGGCUUCUUCCUUUUUGCUGAUUUGAGAAUUUCCCCAGAAUUUUUGCACACCUUUUGUUCUCUUUGUGAACGUGCUUUCCUCCUGGGCACCUGAGUGUUUUCCUUCACACCCUUGUAAUACUGUUUUCAAAUUGAGGAUGUUGACAUCAUGAUGUAGGGGAGCCCUAACACUGAGGUUCUCAACUACCUGUCGAAAGAAAUUUAUCUUUCAGGAAACAUGCUUACAGUGAUCAGAUUUAAUUUUUCUGUCCCUGUAUUAUUAUUUUAAAGUGUUGCCAUGCAACACACUUCCAUCUCAUCCUAGAUUUCAGUACCAUGGCGGGUGUAAUGAAAGCUAACUUAGAAAGUAUAGUUUUGACUUGGAAGCUUAGAACAGUAGUAAAGACUGAGCUCUGGGCCAGAAAGUCCUGGGAUUAAAUCUCACCACUUGCCACAUUCUCUCUAGCUGCCCUGUCUUCUUUAAGUCUUCACCCUGUUCCACCUGCAAUAUGGGGAUACUACUGAAUUGCACAGAAUUUAUUUAAGGUUUUCUGAGAAUAGAUAUAGCACAUUUUGAACACUCAAGUGACCUGUGACCUGUCUCCUCCUCGGAGCUCCUUUUCCCUCCUACUCCUGCAUAUGUUACUGUUGACAGAGGUUUGCUGCUUCAGUUACUCUCUGGCUGUGCUUACCAGUGAAUAAAACUAAGAUCCGGGUGAAUGAGUGUGUAUUACUUUCUGGUCAGUGAAUGAUCUUCACAGACUCUCUGGGAAGGUAAUCACAGUCUGCAAGAACCAAAUACAAGCAGCGCUACACUGUUUGCUGUGUACAGUCAAACCUUGGUUGUUGGACGUAAUCCGUUCUGGAAGCCCAUUCGACUUCCGAAACGUCUAGCAAGCAAGGCGCAGCUUACGAUUGGUUGCAGGAGCUUACUGCACUCAAGCAGAAGCCGCGUCGGACAUUCAGCUUCAGAAAAACUUUCGAAAACCGGAGUAUUCCGGGUUUUCAGCGUUCGGCAGCCAAAUUGUUCCAAAACGGAGGCGUUUGGGAUCCGAGGUUUGACUGUACUUUGGGAGUUCCUCAUUGGUCUUGAUUCUGGUGUUAUAUGAGAGGGAAUUUUCCAUUUUGUCUUGAGGUUAUGUUAAGAAGAGAAAAGGCAUUGGCUUCAAAAUGCUUCCCUGAGCAAAUGAUUUGAUAAACCAGGGAUCUGGUGUUGGGGUAAAAACUGGUAUCUUACUCUGCUGCUCACUGGACUGUGUUUUUUCUGUUUUCCAGCCUAUUUUAAUGGGGCACUACUACUACUACUACUAAUAAUAAUAAUAGUAAUAAUUUAUACCUCGCCCAUCAGACUGAGUUGUCCCAGUCACUCUGGGUUGCUUCCACAAAAAUACAAAUAAAACAAAGCAAAGAGGGAAACAAUCAAACAUUAAAAGCUUCGUGAAGCAGGGCUGCCUUCAGAUAUAUACGAAAUUUUAUAUAGUUGCUUAACUCUUUGAUAUCUGCUGGGAGGGCAUUCCACAGGGUGGGUGUGACUACUGAAAAAGCCUUCUGCCUGGUUCCCUGUAACUUCACUUCUCGCAGAGAGGGAAACGCCCGAAGGCCUUUGGAGUUGGACCUCAGUGUCCUGGCUGAAUGAUGAGGGUGGAGACUCUCCUUCAGGAAAGUGAUGUCUCAGUAGACUUUAAAUUUACUGUGGUCAAUAUUAGAACCCCUGUUAUAGCAUUUAUCUAACAAUGUACGUUUGUAUGCCAUACCAGUACUGUCAAAUCAUUGGGAGAGCUGAGCGGUGGGAGGGUUCUGAGCACUAUAUUUACUGUAAUGCAAGGGUGGCUAACCCAAACGCUUGUCUUCCUUGACCAUUGGGCAUGCUGGUUGGGAGUGAUGGAAUUGGGAAUCUAGCAAUAUCUGGAAGGCCACAGGUUCAGUUAAGAAAUAAUAUUAAGUUCCCUUUUUUUAUUGUAAGUUGCUUUGAGUAUUUUAAAGAGAAGAAGAGUUACAUAAACUUGAUGUGUGUUUAGUAGUAGUACUUUCUCGUUUGAUGGCCUACUCUUGGUGACGUUUCUAAUGGUGCCAAGAGUUCAUGCGUUAACAUUUUCCUGCCACUGUUUUGAGUAAGAGUAAAUUUGCUAGUAGGAAUGUACUUUCUCUUUCUUCCCUCCUCCACUCUUAAGGUGGUUAAACUGGAUGACAGGAUUGCACACGUCUAUUUAUUUACGCCAAAGAGCUUUCCAGACCCAGACCAUAGUAUUAACAGGCGGAUCACUAACGCAGACUUGUGGAAGCAUCAGAAGGACGUCUUCUUGAGUGCCUUUCCUGGUAGCUCCCUCCCUGCAAAGGGGGAAACGAACUUACCAGAGACAGCAAGCUCAGGUGCCAAGAAGGGUUUUGCUCCACGUGCUCCAGAGGCCAGCAGUGCUGGGACAGCCUUGACUAUGCCUCCGCCUUUGCCGUUGCCAAAACCCCAGGAGCAGAUGGAUGUGUUCGUCACCUUGGCCUGCCAUCCUGGUUACUUUGUCCUCCAGCCUUGGCAAGAGAUGCACAACCUGGAAGUACUGAUGGAAGAGAUGCUUUUAUACUACGGCAAAGCAGAUGAGGGAACUACCGCCGUUGAAAAAAACAAACUCUAUGCUGCUAAAGUGAAAAACAUGUAAGUAGCUUUUCAUCAAUGGCACACGAGUGAAGUGGCCUGGAUGCAACCCUGCGUACUUAAGGAUCUCAGAGCAGUCUUUGUGUAUUGGACCCAAUCCCAUCGGUUUAGACCAGCCUUUCUUGGGCCCAGUGGCCAGGAAUGAUGGGAGUUGUAGCUCAAGGGCACCUUGGCACCGAAGGUUGAGAAAGGCUGGUCUCAACAGUGGCUAACCAAAUCUCUCUGGGAUGCUCGCAUCCCUACCUCUCCCCUACUGCUUGUCCUCAGCGUUUGCAGUCUAGUGGUAUAUUGGCCCAUAGCAUUUAGCUCUGUUGGUUCAAGUUCCAUCCUCCUCUCUCUUUCUGCAUCAGUUUCCCUCUGCUGAAGACCUUGGUGCAUCUUUGCCCCUACUAAUUUCUGACUCCUACAUGUUAUUUCCUCUUGGGGGGCCAUAACAUUGUGGACAAAUAUCUGUGUACCUUUUCACCAAUAACGUAUGGAGAGGGAGGGGGAAGGAAGGAAACACACAUCGGUAUGUUGAGGAAUAUAUACAGUGGUACCUUGGACGCUGGACGCCUUGGCUCCCAAACGAUCGAAACCCAGAAGUGUGUGUUCCGGUUUUCGAAUGAUUUUCGGAAGCCGAAAGUCCGGCGCAGCUUCUCAUUGGCUGCAAGAGUGACCUGCAGCCAAUCAGAAGCUGCACUUUGGUUUUUGAACGGUUCUGGGAGUCGAACAGACUCCCGGAAUGCAUUCUGUUCAAAAUCCAUGGUACGGCUACACACACACACACACACACUUUUUCUAUAAUUUCAGUUAAACAAAUUAAAGUGAAAAAAUAAGAAAGGAAUAAAAAAGGGUAUUAAAAUACAAAAAGAAAGGGGAAACGCUAUAAUUCUGUACAUACUUGUCUAAUACAAAGGUAUAUAAGUGAAAUUCUUUUAAUACAUGUAACAUUUAUUUAUAAGAUACUAUCUUUUUAUAAAUGCAUUACAAAUACCAUUAUAUUUGUCCAUAUACAAUCUGUUGUUGUUAUUAAGAUUUGUAAACUGCCCUAUACCUGUAAUCUCAGGGCGGUUUACCACAUAAAAUGACUAUAUAUAUAUAUAUAUAAUACAUAAUAAAAAUAAGAACAAAAAAACCCCAAUAAUUGGGACAUUCUCUCGCUCUCAAUUCCCUUCCCCAAAACAUGCAGCAUUGCUAAAUUGGAGAUUUUGGGGAAGGGAAUUGUGAGCUGGGGGAAGAACAGUUGGCUUGGCGGUGACCUUGAAGAGUGGCAUUGCCAGCAGACAGAAGUUCUGCAGGAGUUGUGUGUCGGGGGGGUGUUUUUUAACGGUGCAGUGGGGAGAAGGAAACUACAGCGGCUCAGAGUGCCAGGCAGUAGCGGACCUGGAAGGCGAAUAAAGCACCAACUGAAGCAAAAACCCUGAAACAGAAAGAAAAGUACCCUCACUUUUUAGGAGGGAAAAAGUGAGUCUUAUAGAGCAAAAAAAUACGGUACUUGCUGAGCCAACCUGGCCAUAUACCUGGUGGGGAAGAGGAAACUCUCUUCCUCAAGGUGGGGCAAAUACUUCCCUUCUGGGCGAGAAAAGCGAGACUGAAGGGGUUUGACUUCCUGAAGCCACAAAAGAGGUUCUUAAACAGCAGGAAUAAAUUAAUACAUGCUUGUAGGGUGCAUUCUAGGGGGUGCAAGCAGCCAUUCAGACGUCAGAAUGGAGCGAGAGGGGCCUGUCCCUAUCAUAGUGGGGUUACCUGGCUUUAUACGAGGAUCCCAUGUGACACUUUGUCCCUGCUUUUAAUUAAAAUCAGGGCCCCUCUGUCUUAGAAAGCUCCUGUUUGUCCUCUGCGUGUGACGGGUAUCAUAGCAACUCUUGAUUUGUGUGAUUUAAAAAAGGCACUUAACUAUAUUAAUAGUAAUUGAUUACUUAUAACCCGCCCAUCUGACUGGGUUGCCACAGCCACUCUGGACGGCUUCCAAUGUAAUAUAAAAACACGGUAAAACUAGCAGUGAUGGUAAACUUCUGUCCAUGUUACUGGACACUUUAUCUUAAAUGCUUUGUGUCUGUACACUCUCCAAACGCCUCCUUUGUUUCUUAGGUGGCACAGAGUGCUAAUAAGAGGAAUGUUGGCCAAUGGGCUGGUGUCCGUUUAUGAGCUGGACUAUGGUAAACAUGAGCUUGUUGGCAUCCAGAAUGUAAAGCCUCUGCAGGAUAUGUUCAGAAAACUGCCAUUUCAGGCCAUAACAGCCCAGCUUGCAGGUAGGUGAUCUAUCGUCCAAAACCGGUUUGAAGUCCAUAUCCUGAUAUUAGUUUCAUGGGUUUUUUUGACCUGACAAUAUAACGCAAAUCAUGAUGUAUGUAAGGGCUGGGCGAAAUAUCAUCCAUAACCAGUUGAAGUCCAUAUUGUGAUACCGGUUUCAAAUUUUUUUAUCGGGCAGUAUAUUUCAAAUCAUGGUGGGAGGGUGUGUGCUAUGCAAAAAUGACAAUGGGGGAAAACUGUGAAGUCAGCCAAUGCCUCUACAUAGCUCCAUCCUUGUUGCAGACAAUGUUACAUAUCAUAAUUUUUAGCUGGUGAGAUAUCGCAAUCCUGUAACCAGAUAUUGCCCAGCCCUAGUAGAUGAUUGAGAUGAUGGUCAUGGAUGUAAUUAAAACUACAACACCCCUAAUCUGAGUAUAGUAAAUAACAUUUGGUUCUGGGAAGUUAAUGAAACUUCACCAUCUGCCUUGAAAUAAUCCCAAAUUGGUAUACUAUAAAUAAUGUUUUAACACUUAAAGAAGCAAUUUUUGCUCUUCCGUCAAAAUGUAUGUUCAGUAGGACUGUCUGCUGUAUGACAUUCUGAAAAGUCAUAGCUAUGUUACCGUCUUAUGAGACGUGUAGCUGGUUCAGCCAAGCUUCUUGUUGUUGUUGUUGUUUAUUUUAAUAAUAAUUAUAUUAUUACUAAUGUAGGCUCAGAUUAAGUAAAAUGAUGAGGUGUAGUUAUACAGUGGUACCUCGCAAGACGAAUGCCUCGCAAGACGAAAGAGUUUUCUGUUUUUUGAGUCGUUCCGCAAGACGAAUUUCCCUAUGGGCUUGCUUCGCAAGACGAAACGUCUUGCGAGUUCUUGCGAGUUUGUUUCCUUUUUCUUAAAGCCGCUAAGCCGUUAAUAGCCGCUAAGCCGCUAAUAGCCGUGCUUCGCAAGACAAAAAAACCGCAAGACGAAGAGACUCGCGGAACGGAUUAAUUUCGUCUUGCGAGGCACCACUGUAUAGAAAAUCUGUGACUGACAGCAAAGCCGUAAUUGACUGCUUUCAAACUCUCCAGAUCAUGAGCUUUCAAAUGGCUUGCUGCCUAGACAGGUCCAGUAGCUUUCAACUUACGCCACUGUUCUGUGGCUACAUGUUAACUUGCUUUUGUGCUGCUUUCCUCUAGGAACAGAGGGCAAGCAGUGGUCUGAGGAGGCCUCAGUAGUCUUCCGAAAUCAUGUUGAGAAGAAAGCUUUGGUAGCGCAGGUGCAAGCAGUUAUUGACGGGGCUAAUCCAUGGGAGCGCAAAGCUGUCGUCUACUUAGUUGACACAUCACAACCGGACACAGAUAUCUGGAUUCAUGAUAUUAUGACCCAAUAUUGUAUGGAGAUUUCAAAGGCAAAUUAA